Molecule: messenger RNA, 47446 nt
Organism: Coregonus sp. 'balchen'
Lineage: Eukaryota; Metazoa; Chordata; Actinopteri; Salmoniformes; Salmonidae
Source: the annotation of a GenBank genome assembly
AUGAAGUUCCUUUGGAUGAUCCUGACACUCUGCGCCCUGGUCAAAACCAAUCCAGCAGAUGUACUCACGAGUGGACCCCCUACGGGAAUCGUUCUCCUUGAUGAUCCAGGACUCCUUAUAACCAACUGCAGAGUACACACGCAGAGGGUGUACGUGUGCCUAGAUGCAGAGAACAUGUACCGACAACACAUUUCCCCUGCGGCACAUAUAAGUUGGGCCGGGGCUGACUGGACCACCCAGGCAGUUAAGCACGCUCAGCUAGACACUGCCCACAUGUUGGCCCAACUCCAAAAGUUCACAGUCACCCAGUCAAAACUAGCAGAGCCCAGGUGAGAAAAACGAUUCCUCAGGGUGCUACUCUCAAUAGGUGCAGCCGUAGGGUCACUAUUUGCUCUAGGGACCACUGCCGUCAAUGCAGUCAGUCUAGCCACGGUCAAAAUUAAUGUUAGGGAGAUUACUGAAGAGAUGCCACUUAUGCAGCAACAGAUGCAAUCACAGGCACUCAGGUUGCAGCAUGUGGGAAGGACUCUCCAGGACACUAUUCUGGUGGUAAACACACACGCUAUUCUCCUGUCGGUAGGCAAGCUAGUAGAGGUCAUGAACCAUGACUAUGCCCAUGUCCAAUUGGUUUGAUUGUUGUUGGAGGAUUUUCUCCGUGAAGUUAGCUCUUCUAAGGACCACUUGGCCAUGAAUAGAAUCUCAUCAUAUCUAGUGCCCCUCUCAAUGGUGCAAAACAUAUUGACCUCAGCUACCACAACCACGAUAAAGCCAUUACACCUGGCCUAUAGUCUGGGGUUGCCGGUUGUUGAACUGGAGAAUAUCUAUAGGUUGAAAACAGUUCUAAACGUAGGAUUUUGGCACGACAACACCCAUGUGAAAAUCAUCACACCUCCAGUCAUAGCUUAUCAGGAACACAAUCCAGAUUUCUAUCUCACCCCUAACCUGUUAAUGUGUACUCUAACCAAAGACGUCCCCUACUUGUGACCUAGCAAACCCUUCGUCAGGGAAUAACACUGAGCGCCUUUGUGGCCCUAAGCCUAUCACCAGCGAAGAAUGCUGUAGAGCCAAACUAACAGCAAGAGGUGGAGUCACCACCACGCAAGUGGAAGUGGUAGGGAAUCAAUGGCUGAUUAACACUCCAUUCAAGUCCGCCACUAUGACUUACGAACGCCAUGACUCAACCACCCAAAUGAACCUCCCCAAUCAGACAAUUUUUGUUAAGGUACAAGAGGGGGCGAUUAUCCCCAUAGACGACCUAGCCCUAUACCAACUUCCUGACGACAGGAUAGACACAGAUAUUGAAAUGCCUGAUGCUUUUGCUAAACGUUCCCUUGAGUUACCACCAGCUAUUCAAAACCAAAUUCAAUACGAGGGACCGAUGACUGUUGAUCUUAGCGUACUGAAUGAGGCACUUUUAGUUGACCCGAUUGGCUAUAAGCCAAAAGAUUGGUCUGUCACCCGCUCUUGGACGGUGCCGGGCAGUAUCCUGACUGUUACCAUGAUCCUUGGUCUUAUUGCCCUUGGCGUGUGCACCUACUAUGUACACAGGCGCAAUGGAAGACCUAAUGAGGUCUUAUGCUAGGAUCACCUCUGGGAUGGAAGCAAUCCCGAUUUUCGGAAAACUGGCAAUAGAUUCCAAAACCCUAUCAGGUGACCCAUCCACAGCAUCCCCAGCUUCUUCCCCAGAGUUCGCUAGGUCAGCCCUGUAGUGCCACCAAUGGAAUCUUUGUCAUUCAGGGUUCGUUUUUGUGGUCCUCUGUAGCUCAGCUGGUAGAGCACGGCGCUUGUAACGCUAAGGUAGUGGGUUCGAUCCCCGGGACCACCCAUACACAAAAAAAAAAUGUAUGCACGCAUGACUGUAAGUCGCUUUGGAUAAAAGCGUCUGCUAAAUGGCAUAUUAUUAUUAUUAUUUUUAGAGAGUGCCUUAACUACACACCUUCAAGUAGGAUCGCCCUAGAUAUGACAUUAGACAAAUGUCAUGAUAGAGUCAUUUAGCCAAGACCAUGGACGUGCAUAGAAUAGUGCCGGUCUUUACACCUUAAUACUGCCAUAAAUUAGAGAGGAGGAGAAUCUAUAUCUGUCACUCUAGUAUGGUGAAAGGAAUACCUUUGUUUCAGAGACCUUUUGCCGCACAAAAACUUCAACAUCCAACAAUGAAUAUUGGGGACAAUAUAUUUCAACCUGCAAAUGUAGGGAAUGAUGAGAAAUGGAAUAUGGAAAAUUAUUGUCUAUUUUGUGACGUCAUUAAAAAUGGUUUAUAGGCGUUAUAACAAAAACAUUGUGACUUGAAGAGCUUUUACACUGUCAGAUUUACAUCCUUUACAUUGUGUAUAAAAUAUCAAGGAGGAAGAUAGGAAUGUGAUUUCAGCUUUCUAACAAAAUCAUAGUGAUGAUAAUACUUUUGCCUCGUAACUAGCCACGCCCGAGGGAGCUCAGAGAGCGUGUCAGUAUGACGGAAACGCCCCUCUUUACCAGAGUGCGUAAAAGAUUGUGUUAAGAAUGAUCAGAUCAGACUAGAUGGACCUCAAGCUGCAGCUUUUGUCCAUAUUGGUCCCGACCCUGAAAAUCAACACGAGGUGAAGACGACAAGGUUGCCUCCACUAACAAUCAAUGUUACGGCUGAGUAGCUGUUCUAAGUAUUGUAUCUAAGAAGGUGAAUUUAAGUGGAACCAUCCUGUUAAUCUCUUCAAGCCAUAGUCUAGUACACUGCUCUCGUCACCCCAUAGGGGAUGAGUCUAGGUGCUAGGGGUAAUGGCACCGGAGGGAAUGGCUGCCGUUUUAUGGACUCUUAACCAACCGUGGUAUUUUGUGGGGUUUUUCACAUUGUUUGUAACUUAUAUUGUAGCUCUCUCAAGACUAUUGUAGCCAUAGUCUUGAGAGAGCGUAGCAGGAGGAGGUUGUCGGGUGAGGUCGUCGGGUAAGCUUGGCUUUAUAUAUAGUUUGGGCUUUGUCGAGUAAGGCUUAAACUAUGUAUUUAGAUUGUAGUUAGGUAUUGUAGGUAGUUAUCGUGGGUUGUUGUAUGUAAUUAUUCUAGGUUAGUAUUGUAUUCGGCUGAGCCCGGUGAAGCGCGAAGCUAGCUAGCUAACCCACUACCUGGACUAGCUGGCGGGUAGCUACUGGCAACUAUUAGCAACGGUAUAGUUGUUUCACGCCUGAGAGUGCCUGUAAUUACGCCAGCUGGCUGCCUACAAUAAUUACAUACAAUAAUUGCCUACCAUUCAGCUGUUUUCUAACCUCAUUGUCUGAACCGUUAACGUUAGGUAGUAAGUGGCUACUGUGCUUGAAAUUUAGCUAGCUUGUUGCUACCUGGAUAGCUACUAGUAAACAAUAGCUGGAACGACCUAGCGAACAGACGCAAACUGGCUGAGUCAAUUCAGUGGCUAGCUUUGCACUUGGCUAGCUAACAGUAGCUGCUAGGGGUAAGUCAUAACCUACAUUAGUGUUUUGUUUUUACAUAUUGGUAGCCAGAGUCGUUCAAGGAAUUCGGGACAUGGGUGACUAGUUAACGUUAGCUUGGCUCUCUCUGUGUGUUCGUGCCGUGAAAGGAGGGGUUUCUUCUUUGUCUGAAAGCAAUGGCUAGCUAGUAUGCUAACUAUUCUAGCUAACUAACUGGCUGAAUAAGUUGACGACGGACUCGCUCAAGCUGUCGGGACUAACCCACAACGUUAGACACGGACAUGAACGAUCUGCUUGGCGUGUUGACACACUGGUGGUUUGUUGUGGCCGAGUAUUGGUGCUAAACCGUGUUGUUGGAGUCCGGCAUGCUAGCUGGCUGUGGCGUCUUAUGACUAGGUGCCCUGGACGAUUUUCACGGAAGAAUACUGUACCUAGUUAGCUAGCUGAAUAAACUAAGUUAGUCUAUUCCUAGAAAGCAUUGAACCGCUGUAGUUUACAACAAUUAUAGUUUCUGAGGUGGAAGUUGGGAGAGUUAUAUUUGGGUGUUGUGGUGAGGGAGGCCCCGCUCUCUCCUUUCCCAGAUGUUUAGUUCAUUUCAUUCCGAUCUCCUUUGCAUUAUUGUAGCCAUUUUCUGCAGCCUGUCAACUAUGCCUCUGUCUAUCCCUGUUCUCUCCUCUCCGCACAGGCUAUACAAACGCCUCACACCGCGUGGCUGCUGCCUCUCUAACCUGGUGGUACCUGCACGCACCACCCACGUGGAGUUCCAGGUCUCAGGCAACCUCUGGAACUGCCGUUCUGCUGCCAACAACGCAGAGUUCAUCUCAGCCUAUGCUACCCUCCAGUCCCUCGACUUCUUGGCGCUGACGGAAACAUGGAUUACCACUGAAAACACUGCUACUCCUACUACUCUCUCCUCAUCUGACCAUGUGUUCUCGCAUACCCCGAGAGCAUCUGGUCAGCGGGGUGGUGGCACAGGAAUCCUCAUCUCUCCCAAGUGGACAUUCUCUAUUUUUCCCCUGACCCAUCUGUCUAUCUCCUCAUUUGAAUUCCAUGCUGUCACAGUCACUAGCCCAUUUAAGCUUAAUAUCCUUGUCAUUUAUUGCCCUCCAGGUUCCCUUGGAGAGUUCAUCAAUGAGCUUGACGCCAUGAUAAAUUCCUUUCCUGAGGAUGGCUCACCCCUCACAGUUCUGGGGGACUUCAACCUCCCUACGUCUACCUUUGACUCAUUUCUCUCUGCCUCCUUCUUUCCACUCCUCUCCUCUUUUGACCUCACCCUCUCACCGUCCCCCCCCCCUACUCACAAGGCAGGCAAUACGCUUGACCUCAUCUUUACUAGAUGCUGUUCUUCUACUAAUCUCACUGCAACUCCCCUCCAUGUCUCCGACCACUACUUUGUAUCCUUUUCUCUCUCGCUCUCCUCCAACACUACUCACUCUGCCCCUACUCAGAUGGUAAUGCGCCGUCGCAACCUUCGCUCUCUCUCCCGCUACUCUCUCCUCUUCCAUCCUAUCAUCUCUUCCCCCUGCUCAAUCCUUCUCCCUCCAAUCUCCUGAUUCUGCCUCCUCAACCCUCCUCUCCUCCCUUUCUGCAUCCUUUGACUCUCUAUGUCCCCUAUCCUCCCGGCCGGCUCGGUCCUCCCCUCCUGCUCCGUGGCUUGAUGACUCAUUGCGAGCUCACAGAACAGGGCUCCGGGCAGCAGAGCGGAAAUGGAGGAAAACUUGACUCCCUGCGGACCUGGCAUCUUUUCACUCCCUCCUCUCUACAUUUUCUUCAUCUGUUUCUGCUGCUAAGGCCACUUUCUACCACUCUAAAUUCCAAGCAUCUGCCUCUAACCCUAGGAAGCUCUUUGCCACUGUCAAGCCCUGACUCAGGGGACGGUUAUUUGUUGUGUCAGGGUGUGUAUAUUUCGUGUUGUGUUUAUUUCUAUGUUUAGUUUCUAGAUCGUUUAGAUCUAUGUUGGCCAGGGUGGUUCCCAAUCAGAGGCAGCUGUAGCUCGUUGUCUCUGAUUGGGGACCAUACUUAGGCAGCCGUUUGGCACCAGUCUGUGUGGGAUCUUGUUCCGUAAAGGUAUGUUAUUAGUCUACCUUGGACUUCACGUUUCGUUUGUUGUUUUUGUCGUGUGUUCAGUACGUCAAUAAAUAUGAAUGCAUAUCACGUUGCGCCUUGGUCCUUCUCGUUAAUGAACGAUCGUGACAGCCACCUUCUCCUCCCUGCUGAAUCCCCCCCCCCCCCUCCCUCUCUGUGGAUGACUUCGUCAACCAUUUUGAAAAUAAGGUUGACGACAUCCGAUCCUCGUUUAUUAAGUCAAAUGACACUGCUGGUCCUGCUCACACUGCCCUACCCUAUGCUUUGACUUCUUUCUCCCCUCUCUCUCCAGAUAAAAUCUUGCGACUUGUGACGGCCGGCCGCCCAACAACCUGCCCGCUUGACCCUAUCCCCUCCUCUCUUCUCCAGACCAUCUCCGGUGACCUUCUCCCUUACCUCACCUCGCUGAUCAACUCAUCCUUGACCGCUGGCUAUGUCCCUUCCGUCUUCAAGAGAGCGAGAGUUGCACCCCUUCUCAAAACACCAACACUCGAUCCCUCUGAUGUCAACAACUACAGACCAGUAUCCCUUCUUUCUUUUCUCUCCAAAACUCUUGAGCGUGCCGUCUUUAGCCAACUCUCUUGCUAUCUCUCUCAGAAUGACCUUCUUGAUCCAAACCAGUCAGGCUUCAAGACUGGUCAUUCAACUGAGACUGCUCUUCUCUGUGUCACGGAGGCUCUCCGCACUGCUAAAGCUAACUCUCUCUCCUCUGCUCUUGUCCUUCUAGACCUGUCUGCUGCCUUUGAUACUGUGAACCAUCAGAUCCUCCUCUCCACCCUCUCCGAGCUGGGCAUCUCCGGCGCGGCUCACUCUUGGAUUGCGUCCUACCUGACCGGUCGCUCCUACCAAGUGGCGUGGCGAGAAGCUGUCUCCGCACCACGUGCUCUCACUACUGGUGUCCCCCAGGGCUCAGUUCUAGGCCCUCUCCUAUUCUCGCUAUACACCAAGUCACUUGGCUCUGUCAUAUCCUCACAUGGCCUCUCCUAUCAUUGCUACGCAGAUGACACACAACUAAUCUUCUCCUUUCCCCCUUCUGAUAACCAGGUGGCAAAUCGCAUCUCUGCAUGUCUGGCAGACAUAUCAGUAUGGAUGACGGAUCACCACCUCAAGCUGAACCUUGGCAAUAUGGAGCUGCUCUUCCUCCCGGGGAAGGACUGCCCAUUCCAUGAUCUCGCCAUCACGGUUGACAACUCCGUUGUGUCCUCCUCCCAGAGUGCGAAGAGCCUUGGCGUGACCCUGGACAACACCCUGUCAUUCUCCGCUAACAUCAAGGCGGUGACCCGAUCCUGUAGGUUCACGCUCUACAACAUUCGGAGAGUACGACCCUGCCUUACACAGGAAGCGGCACAGGUCCUAAUCCAGGCACUUGUCAUCUCCCGUCUGGAUUACUGCAACUCGCUGUUGGCUGGGCUCCCUGCCUGUGCCAUUAAACCCCUACAACUCAUCCAGAAUGCCGCAGCCCGUCUGGUGUUCAACCUUCCCAAGUUCUCUUACGUCACCCCGCUCCUCCACACACUCCACUGGCUUCCAGUUGAAGCUCGCAUCUGCUACAAGACCAUGGUGCUUGCCUACGGAGCUGUGAGGGGAACGGCACCUCCGUACCUUCAGGCUCUGAUCAGUCCCUACACCCAAACGAGGGCAUUGCGUUCAUCCACCUCUGGCCUGCUGGCUCCCCUACCUCUGCGGAAGCACAGUUCCGGCUCAGCCCAGUCAAAACUGUUCGCUGCUCUGGCACCCCAAUGGUGGAACGAGCUCCCUCACGACGCCAGGACAGCGGAGUCACUCACCACCUUCCGGAGACAUUUGAAACCCCACCUCUUUAAGGAAUACCUGGGAUAGGAUAAAGUAAUCCUUCUACCGCCCCCCUUACCCCACCAAAAAAAAAAAAAAAAAAAAAAACAUUGUAAAGUGGUUAUCCUACUGGCUAUAAGGUGAAUGCACCAAUUUGUAAGUCGCUCUGGAUAAGAGCAUCUGCUAAAUGACGUAAAUGUAAAUGUAAAUGUAAUAAUGUUGCUGCUACCAUCUCUUAUGACCGAAAAGAGCUUCUGGACAUCAGAACAGCGAUUACUCACCUUGAACUGGACAAAUAAUUUUUCUUUAAUGAGUCGGACGAGAGCGAUUUGCUCCAGACAUCCGACAGGGCCCUCAUCCCCAUCGUUCGCAGUACAAAGAAAAUGAGAUAUCGCGGAAGGAGAUAAGGGUGCUUGGUAAGGAGCCGGCGACGAGUGGCUAAUCUGCCUUUGCCAUCGAUACUAUUGGCCAAUUUACAAUCGCUUGAUAAUAAAGUGGACAAACUACAGGCUACAGGCAAACUACUAUAUCCUACCAGCGGAACAUUAAAAACUGUAAUAUAUUAUGUUUCACAGAGUCGUGGCUGAAGGAAGAGAAGAAUAACAUAAAUUGGCGGGUUAUACACUGAAUCGGCAGGAUAGAACAGCUGCCUCCGGUAAGACAAGGGGUGGCGGUCUGUUUAUAUUUGUAAACAACAGCUGGUGCACAAUAUCUAAGGAAGUCUCGAGCUUUUGCUCGCCUGAGGUAGAGUAUCUCAUGAUAAGCUUUAGACCACACUAUCUACCAAGAGAGUUUUCAUCUAUAUUCUUCAUAGCUGUCUAUUUACAGUAAGGGAAUUAAGUAUUUGAUCCCCUGCUGAUUUUGUACGUUUGCCCACUGACAAAGACAUGAUCAGUCUAUAAUUUUAAUGGUAGGUUUAUUUGAACAGUGAGAGACAGAAUAACAACAACAAAAUCCAGAAAAACGCAUGUCAGAAAUGUUAUGAAUUGAUUUUGCAGUUUAAUGAGGGAAAUAAGUAUUUGACCCCUCUGCAAAACAUGACUUAAUACUUGGUGGCAAAACCCUUGUUGGCAAUCACAGAGGUCAGACGUUUCUUGUAGUUGGCCACCAGGUUUGCACACAUCUCAGGAGGGAUUUUGUCGCAAUCCACGAGGUGAGAUCUUGCAUGGAGCCCCAGGCCGAGGGAGAUUGGCAGUUAUUUUGUGUUUCUUCCAUUGCGAAUAAUUGCACCAACUUCUCACCAAGCUGCUUGGCGAUGGUCUUGUAGCCCAUUCCAGGCUUGUGUAGGUAUACAAUCUUGUCCCUGACAUCCUUGGAGAGCUCUUUGGUCUUGGCCAUGGUGGAGAGUUUGGAAUCUGAUUGAUUGAUUGCUUCUGUGGACAGGUGUCUUUUAUACAGGUAACAAACUGAGAUUAGGAUCAGUCCCUUUAAAAGUGUGCUCCUAAUCUCAGCUCGUUACCUGUAUAAAAGACACCUGGGAGCCAGAAAUCUUUCUGAUUGAGAGGGGGUCAAAUUCUUAUUUCCCUCAUUAAAAUGCAAAUCAAUUCAUAACAUUUCUGACAUGCAUUUUUCUGGAUGUUUUUGUUGUUAUUCUGUCUCUCACUGUUCAAAUAAACCUACCAUUAAAAUUAUAGACUGAUCAUUGUUUUGUCAGUGGGCAAACGUACAAAAUCAGCAGGGGAUCAAAUAUUUUUUUCCCACACUGUACCAUCACAAACUGAUGCUGGCACCAAGACCACACUCAAUGAACUGUAUAAGGCCAUAAGCAAACAGGAAAAUGCUCAUCCAGAGGAGUGAAACUUAAAUCCGUUUUACCUCAUUUCUACCAGCAUGUUAAAUGUGCAACCAGAGGGCAAAAAACUCUAGACCACCUUUAGUCCACACACGGAGACUCCGUGGCCGAUGUGAGAAAGACCUAUAAACAGGUCAACAUUCACAAGGCUGCAGGGCCAGAUGGAUUACCAGGACGUGUACUCCGAGCAUACGCUGACCAACUGGCAAGUGUCUUCACUGACAUUUUCAACCUCUCCCUGUCUGAGUCUGUAAUACCAAGAUGUUUCAAGCAGAUCAUCAUAGUCCCUGUGCCCAAGAACACAGAGGUAACCUGCCUAAAUGACUACCGACCUGUAGCACUCACGUAUGUAGCCAUGAAGUGCUUUGAAAGGCUGGUCAUGGCUCACAUCAACACCAUUAUCCCAGAAACCCUAGACCCAUUCCAAUUUGCACACCGCCCCAACAGAUCCACAGAUGAUGCAAUCUCUAUUGCACUCCACACUGCCCUUUCACAGCUGGACAAAAGGAACACCUAUGUGAGAAUGCUAUUCAUUGACUACAGCUCAGCGUUCAACACCAUAGUGCCCUCAAAGCUCAUCACUAAGCUAAGGACCCUGGGACUAAACACCUCCCUCAGCAACUGGAUCCUGGACUUCCUGACGGGCCGCCCCCAGGUGGUAAGGGUAGGUAGUGGCAUAUUGUGUUAGUCCGCUAGGGACCCGUUUUCAUUGUAUUAAGUUUCUAAUCCCUACCUAUACCAUGUACGUGUGUUAUCAAUUUUUAUUAAUUAGUAAAUAAAUAAUUACAUCAAUUUGUGUGGUACGGAACGAUCAGUAAGACCCUCGUUCGUGCAGACUUAAAGAGUCUACGACUUUCAAAAUGAGACGGAUAUGAGGUAAAUGAUUAAUAAAUUACUGUUAAAUGAUAAGAAAUAUCUAGAUAUCUUUAGAGUUAUUUCGGGAAACGGUAACUCGUCAAACAACUUUUCCCGUGGUGCCCCAAAUUCCUAAUGAUUUAAUUGUUACAUGAUUAAUUGAAUCUAGUAACAUUUAAACAUAGCAGGUAAUUAUUCUAUAAAUAAUAGUCAUCACAAUAAUGAAAGUAACGUCACGACAAUAAAGUUGAUACAAGUUUGAAAUAAUUUGAAGCUAGAAUUGCCUGAACAUGUGAAAGUUUGUUUGGUGUAUGUAGCUUGAGCGGUUCAAGAGUUACUGUUGGUGGGUUAUAUUCAAUGUUUCCUCUUAUUUCUUUCGGCACUGAGCAAAUUUCAGGUCUGCUGAGCGCGAAGUUCAACGUUGUGAAUAUUCUGUGCAACUUCCACGUUUACUGUGAACACUGAGGCUGUGCUCGCUUUAAGUUAUAGUUUCAGUCAGUGGUCAAAUAGGCUACUGUGGCUAUUUGAUCAUAAUGUAGACUUACCAGAGUAGCCUACCAUCAAAACCAAUGGAGAAAAUACAACCCAUAACAUUUUAACAUGGAAAUAGCUGUUCUAUCGUUCAACCUACAGUAGCAGCCAAUGUGUGGUGUUCAACGUAGGCCUACAUUCCAUGAGACUUAAAAAAAAAAAAAAAAAACAUGCAGGGCUUAACAUUAACCUGUUUAUCGACUUGUUCUUCAGACAAGGAGGUGACUGAAAAUGUUGUUGUGUUGUUUGAUGCAAGAAACCACUUAACAAAAUAAAAUGCCAUAAUUACAAAGAAUCAGUGAAAUUGUGCUACCCUCUGCCUAUUGGCUACUUAGCUUUUUCAAGCUCGUCUCAAAAUACAACAUUGCCCAUAUAAGACAAAAAAAAACUCUUUACCUGACUCCCUUUUCAGAGAUGUCUAGAAAUGUACACGUUUUGUGCUCUUUUAGGAAGCAAUUCUGACCCCCUGCUGACUACAAAUUAUCUAUAACUGGGCUAAUAACUCACUAACUAGUAAAGGAUAUGAACCGAUGUGCAUAACUGGCUACAUGCAGCCCGCGCUUUGAUCUCAAAACAAGUGCGUCUACUCACGAUCGCUCAUGAUGUAAACACAGUCCAGUUCAAAGUGACUGGCACAGAUCUAUACAUGGCAAUCGUCUAUUUGCAUAUAGGCCUACUGCAGCUCUUAUUGGUUAUUAUUAUUAUAUAUUAUUGGUUAUGCUGCACUGGUCUGUGUAGAGUAUGGGCUGAGUCAUGCGUGUCAAUGCAAUAGAAUCAUACUUUGAUGCCUAUAACAAAAUCUCUUGCAUAGUUUGUUUUGUUUCCGUAUGUUGCAGUGAAAGUGGCUAAUAUUAAUAAAUUAAUAAACAAGGUUACUAAUAGGUUACUACUCCCUCCUGAUUACCGUAUUAACCCCUCGUUUCAUGUGUCUCUCCUCAGGCCAGUGGUGGCUGGUCCGCUCCAGGAGUAUGAGGUGCGGGAGGUCCCUCCACCCCCUCUGGACAUCGAGGGGGCCCCAGCGUACUCCGUCCGUUCCAUCCUGGAUUCGAGGCGUCGGGUGGGGGGCCUUCAGUACCUCGUGGAGUGGGAGGGGUACGGUCCGGAGGAGCGGUGCUGGGUCCCGGUGAGGGAUAUCCUCGAUACCUCCCUGUUGCAGGAUUUCCACCAUCGCCACCCGGCUCGCCCUGCUCUGCAUCCUCCUGGUCGUCCCCGAGGCCGAUGUCGGCGCGCUGCUGGAGCUGCACCUCAAGGGGGGGUACUGUCACGACUUCCUCCGAAGCUGCCUCAUCUCCCUGUUCGGGCAGGCUUCGGCGUUCGUCGUCACUGGCCUUUUAGCCACUGCCGCUCCUCAUCUCAUCAUUCCAUUUGUUUUGUCUUGUUUAUUACACACACCUUGUUCAUAUCCCCUCAUUAGUACCUGUAUAAGUGUUCCCUCUGCCCCCCUGUCUUUGUGUGUGAUUAGUUAUUGUGGAGGUGACUCUAGCUCGGUGGAGCUACUUUGUAUUUUGUAUCACCGGGAUAUUCACCCGUGUGCCUUGUUUUUCUCCAGUGCGCCGUAUUUACCACACUGGAGUGUUUUAUGCAUAGCUGCGUUCCGCUGUGUUCCUGAAUAAACCAUAUAUUCUGUGAUUUACCCUCCUGUGCCUGACUCCGUCCAAAAUCACCCACUACACCUUCAUGUCUUAAAGUAAUGAUGGACUGUCGUUUCUCUUUGCUUAUUUGAGCUGUUCUUGCCAUAAUAUGGACUUGGUCUUUUACCAAAUAGGGCUAUCUUCUGUAUACCCCCCCUAACUUGUCACAACACAACUGAUUGGCUCAAACGCAUUAAGAAGGAAAUAAAUUCCACAAAUUAACUUUUAAGAAGGCACACCUGUUAAUUGAAAUGCAUUCCAGGUGACUACCUCAUGAAGCUCAUUGAGAGAAUGCCAUGAGUGUGCAAAGCUGUCAUCAAGGCAAAGGGUGGCUAUUUGAAGAAUCUUUGUUUGAUUUGUUUAACACUUUUUUGGUUGCUACAAGAUUCCAUAUGUGUUAUUUCAUUGUUUUGAUGUCUUCAUAAAAUAAUAAAGAAAAACCCUUGAAUGAGUGGGUGUGUCCAAACUUUUGACUGGUAUUUUGUCUAACUUGUUGGGAAGUGGUCAAAAUGGCAGUUGUGUGCAAAAAAGUUACAUAAAAUGUUGUUUAUGUAGUUACUAAAACAGCCGUAUCGUUAGACCCAUACCGGAUAGUUUUGUUCUGCGACCGGACUUGGAAAGCAGAGAAGUAGUGUACGAUUUCAUACACUCUAACUUUUUGUCUAAGUUGUUAACAAAGUGGUCAAAUUAGCCGAUUUGUGUCAAAAGUUGUAUUGUUUCAUUUACAGUGAAUGGAAUAUUGGAAGUUGUGAUAUCACAAUGGGGCCUUUAGAAUGUUGAGGAAAUCCCAUACAAGGGGAUGGAGGACAAAAAGUGUAAUAUUUUAAAAGGUUUUUUUUUUUUAAUUAUACAAGCAUCUCAGGCGAGACCAUUCUGCACGUUUGAAAGUUUGAAUGGCGUUUCCAGCUUAAACAGUAUAAGAUGAGUAGCGUACUAAAGAAUAAUAAAAAAUAAUAAGUAGAAGCCCCACAAUAACUAGAAAAGUACAUUUCCUUAAGAAAAUGUGGUGUGCAUGCUAGCUUGUGAAGGUUUGAUUAGUUGAUAGGAUAGGAUAGCCUGAAGACGUGAAAGUUGGUUAAGUGUCUCUAGCUUGAAUGGUUCAAGAGUUACUGUUGGUGGGUUAUUUUAUGCUAAUAUAUGCAGAUGUAUAUAGUUAUAGUUGAUAAAAUAAUUGGAAGAAUUGGAAGUUAGCACAGCCUGAACAUAUGAAAGUUGGUUUGGUGUCUCUAACUUGAACGGUUCAAGAGUUACAGUUGGUGGGUCAUUUUAUGCUAAUUUAUGCAAAUGUGAACAGUUAUAGUUUAUACAGGUUUUUAAGAAUUUGAAGUUAGGAUAGCUUGAACAUUUGAAAGUUGUUUUGGUGUGUCACGAUCGUUAUAAGAUGAAGCGGACCAAGGCGCAGCGUGGUAAGCGUACAUUUUAUUUAAUUAACGUACUUAACACACACGAACAAAAACAACAAACCAAACGAUAUGUGAAGUCCUAGGUUAACACCAAAACAAACCAUACGGAACAAGAUACCACAAUGACUAGUGCCAAACAUGCUGCCUAAGUAUGGUCCCCAAUCAGAGACAACGCGAAACAGCUGCCUCUGAUUGGGAACCACCCUGGCCAACAUAGAUCUACACGAUCUAGAUCAACAACAUAGAAAAUACAACAUAGACACUACAUGGUGUCUCUAGCUUGAACGGUUCAAGAGUUGUUAUUGGCGAUUCAUUGUAUGCAAAUGUAUGCAAAUUUUUACAGUUAUAGUUGAUUAAAGUUUUUAAGAAUUUCAAGUUAGGAUAGUCUGAACAUGUGAAAGUUGGUUUGGUGUCUCUAGUUUGAACGGUUCACUGUUGGUGAGUUAUUUUAUGCUAGGAUAGAUAAUAAGAUAAGAUAAUAAUAAUAUAAUCAGCCAGGUGCGAAGGUGAAAUGAUUUGCCGUAUUCCUAAACAGAAGCCCCAUUGCAUGAACAAUUGCAACCGAUGAAUUGCAUAAAGAGAUAUUUGUGGAAAUAUAUUCAUGAAAAUAUAUAAAAACAGUCAUCUUUUGAUUGUAUUGGACACUGUAUUUUGCCCUUGUACCCCUGCCUUUACGCAUGAAUCAAUCUCGCCUCAUCUUUAUGCUUCAGGUCAGCACACAGCUUCGGUGCUUUGUCUGAGCAAGCCCCACAAACUUUUUGUCUCUUUGAGGUGUAGGGCCUGCUCUAUCUGUGAGAAUAUUCUGGGAAGGCCGCCUUCGUGUUGUGCUCUCGUCACUCUUUUCUACCCAAACCGUGCCAUCCCUGGCAGACUCCUGUCUCACAGUGGUAGAUGGGAUCACCAUCUCAAUUGGAUCUGUUCUGGUUUUUCUGCGGCGAGGCUAAGGCAUCGGAGGCAGAGGCUUGAAGUCAACAUCAGAAUCUGCAACGUCGAUUUAAAGGUCAAUAUCCAAUCCUCCAUCCGACUCCACCUCAUAUACAUUUGUUUGGUUGGGCUUGUAUGUUGUACUCAGUGUCUGAUUUGAUUCUCUGAGAGGAAAUUAUAUACAAUUUCCAGCCUUUCACAAUAAAAGAAUUAGACCGCCCUUCAUCAUCAUGACAUCAUUGUUCUAAAUUCAAUCAUCCUCUUCACCCUCAUCAUUCAGAUCAAUCAAAUUCAAUCACCCUCAUCAUCCUCUUCAUUCAGUUCACUGAAGUUACAUGCACCAUUAUCAAUUUAUAUCUGGUAUCUAUCGCCCAUUCAUCCAUUGACACAGAAUAGCAUAUUUUAAUUUUAAUUGUAUUAUGUUACUCGUUUUUAGUUGCCAGAGCAAUGCUGCCGUGCAAGUGGUCAUGUGCUGAAUGCAUGAACAGCAUGGAUAUUCUUGGAAAAAGUGAAAUUGAGCUGCACCUUUUGAAUUUUGAGAGUUAUUUGACAAAGGUAAGUGUCAUAGAAACUGCAGAAUAUGCUGUUUCUGAUACUAUAUAGAAAUCAAAAUGUUUUACCUGCAUGUGACUCUGAGGGCAUGUGACUCUGAAGGAGGAUUUGAUAAAGUGAUGCUCCUUUACCUGAAUCUGUAAAUUACAAGAUGCACCCAUCUCUUCAUGUACAAUUUGAUAACUGAUAAUAUUGUCACUCAUCAGAUUAUUGUGUGAAAUUAGUUUUGGUAUAGUUUAGGUGUAGUUUCAAUGGGCUGGCUGUGCAGGCUGACUGGCAUCAUUUGUUUCCCGCUCAUCAACUUGGAUAUGUUUUGCAAUAUUCUAAAGGCCUACUGCAACAUGUAGCAUGUUUUUGUUUCCCUUACAAUAAAUGUGAUUAGUAAUAGAGUUACAGUAAAUAAAACAGUCCUGUAACAACUUAUUUUUACAAAGUAAAACAUGAAAGAGAAUGGUAUCAACCCGCAAGGUGCGCGGUCAAAUUAUUAACAUGAGUGACAAUGCUGAUGAAUAGGAAUAACACAAACUCAUCAUUACACUAUUGUUGUUCUAAAUUAAAUCAACCUCCUCACCCUCAUUAUUCAGUUAGGCCUAAUUUAAAUUAGAUUGUGAAGUAACUUGCACAGUUAUUUCCCAUUCCAUCCAUUUGUCAUUCAUUCAGUGGGCUUGCAUCGUUUGCUUCGCUUGAUAGAGUCAAGGAUUAUGUUUUGCAUUAUUCUAAAGGCCUACUGCAACACGUAGCUUGUGUUCGUUUCCGUUACAAUAAACGUGAUUUGUAAAAGAGUUACAAUAAAUACACUGCUCAAAAAAAUAAAGGGAACACUUAAACAACACAAUGUAACUCCAAGUCAAUCACACUUCUGUGAAAUCAAACUGUCCACUUAGGAAGCAACACUGAUUGACAAUAAAUGUCAACAUGCUGUUGUGCAAAUGGAAUAGACAACAAGUGGAAAUUAUAGGCAAUUAGCAAGACAACCCCAAUAAAGGACUGGUUUUGCAGGUGGUGACCACAGACCACUUCUCAGUUCCUAUGCUUCCUGGCUGAUGUUUUGGUCACUUUUGAAUGUUGGUGGUGCUUUCACUCUAGUCGUAGCAUGAGACGGAGUCUACAACCCACACAAGUGGCUCAGGUAGUCCAGCUCAUCCAGGAUGGCACAUCAAUGCGAGCUGUUGCAAGAAGGUUUGCUGUGUCUGUCAGCGUAGUGUCCAGAGCAUGGAGGCACUACCAGGAGACAGGUCAGUACAUCAGGAGACGUGGAGGAGGCCGUAGGAGGGCAACAACCCAGCAGCAGGACUGCUACCUCCGCCUUUGUGCAAGGAGGAGCAGGAGGAGCACUGCCAGAGCCCUGCAAAAUGACCUCCAGUAGGCCACAAAUGUGCAUGUGUCUGCUCAAACGGUCAGAAACAGACUCCAUGAGGGUGGUAUGAGGGCCCGACGUCCACAGGUGGGGGUUGUGCUUACAGGACGUUUGGCAUUUGCCAGAGAACACCAAGAUUGGCAAAUUCGCCACUGGCACCCUGUGCUCUUCACAGAUGAAAGCAGGUUCACACUGAGCACAUGUGACAGACGUGACAGAGUCUGGAGACGCCGUGGAGAACGUUCUGCUGCCUGCAACAUCCUCCAGCAUGACCGGUUUGGCGGUGGGUCAGUCAUGGUGUGGGAUGGCAUUUCUUUGGGGGGCCGCACAGCCCUCCAUGUGCUCGCCAGAGGUAGCCUGACUGCCAUUAGGUACCGAGAUGAGAUCCUCAGACCCCUUGUGAGACCAUAUGCUGGUGCGGUUGGCCCUGGGUUCCUCCUAAUGCGAGACAAUGCUAGACCUCAUGUGGCUGGAGUGUGUCAGCAGUUCCUGCAAGAGGAAGGCAUUGAUGCUAUGGACUGGCCCGCCCGUUCCCCAGACCUGAAUCCAAUUGAGCACAUCUGGGACAUCAUGUCUCGCUCCAUCCACCAACGCCACGUUGCACCACAGACUGUCCAGGAGUUGGCGGAUGCUUUAGUCCAGGUCUGGGAGGAGAUCCCUCAGGAGACCAUCCACCACCUCAUCAGGAGCAUUCCCAGGCGUUGUAGGGAGGUCAUACAGGCACGUGGAGGCCACACACACUACUGAGCCUCAUUUUGACUUGUUUUAAGGACAUUACAUCAAAGUUGGAUCAGCCUAUAGUGUGGUUUUCCACUUUAAUUUUGAGGGUGACUCCAAAUCCAGACCUCCAUGGGUUGAUAAAUUUGAUUUCCAUUGAUAAUUUUUGUGUGAUUUUGUUGUCAGCACAUUCAACUAUGUAAAGAAAAAAGUAUUUAAUAAGAUUAUUUCAUUCAUUCAGAUCUAGGAUGUGUUAUUUUAGUGUUCCCUUUAUUUUUAUGAGCAGUGUAAAACAGUCCCAUAACAGCUUCUUUUCAUUAAGUAAAACAUAAAAGAGAAUGGUAUCGCAUGGUCAAAUGAUUUGCUGCUGACACUGUAAAUAGGCAGUCAUUACUCUAUUGUCUUUCUAAAUUAAAUCAACCUCUUCAACCUCCUUAUCAUCCGGUUAGGCCUAAUUAAAAUUCUCUGUAGAGUUAAACCACUCAAAAACCAAGCCCAUCGUUAUCAUAUUUUCCAGCAUGUUCUAUAGCAGGUAGAUUUUUUUAAUUGGUUGUUUCAAUAUCUGUGUUUUAUGCUACACAAAGAUAAAUAACAUACAUUUUUCUAAACUAAUCGAAUCUGUUAGUAGUUGGACUUAAUGCACCCGUUACUGAGAUGGCUGUUCCAGUUUAGAUGGCUUAGCUAGUCUCAUUUAUCAACCUUUCAGCCUAUCAGCCAUUCUGAAUGCAGGUUGUGGGUGAUUAAAAGUUCCAAUUGUUGGAUAUUCUCACUCUGGCUGGAUUCUAAUAGGAAUUACACAUCACUUUGCAAGCUAGCAUAAUGUGACUUGAAGGCCUGAUGUGGCCUGUAAACCAAUGCAUUAGGGUAUAACUAGGCCGUCAAAGAAAGGACUUAUGACAUAUGUAAUGUAUUGUCAUAAAGAGUUUAAUUUUAAAGGCUAAUGAGGCUGGUGGAACCAUUCAUAAAGGGUUCUAGGUAGAACCCUCUGCAAACAGUUCUACCUAGCACCAAAAAGGGUUCCCCUAUGGGGACAAACUGAAGAACCCUAUAUGGUUCUACUUAGCACCUUUUUUUCUAAGAGCGUGCAGUAUUAAUUCUGUAAAACACAUUUAAGGUAUCUACACUGUUUUAUUGUUGAAAUUACAGGAAAGUCUUACAGUGUAUGAGUGACGCAAUGUCAUUUAAAAAUGUUACACAGGUUACACAGGGCUUUAUGUACACAGUAUGGUUGCUUUAAAGUGUUUCAUUUUGGACUCAAAUCUCUAUCCGCAAGGAGGGUUUCUGAGUACCUAUGUAUUUCUGGACAACCUACCAAGUAAGAUGCCCCCACUCCCUCCAAUUACACACACAAAAAAAACCUAAACGUCAGUUCAUGUCUGCUCUCCCCAUGUCUGCAUGGGAUGAAGUUUUCACGGUAAAUCAGUGAGGGUUUCCCCUUCUAAUUCUGCCUCUACUCCAUCACCUCUCCCUCAUCUCUCCCUCACCUCUCCCUCAUCUCUCUAUCAUCUCUCCCUAAUUUCUUUCUCAUCUCUCCCUCAUCUCUCCCUCAACUCUCCCUGAUCUCUCUCUCAUCUCUCCCUCACCUCUCCCUCAUCUCUCUCUCAUCUCUCCCUCAUCUCUCCCUCAUCUCUCUCUCAUCUCUCCCUCAUCUCUCCCUCAUCUCUCCCUCAUCUCACUCUCAGCACUCCCUCAUCUCUCCCUCAUCUCACUCUCAGCACUCCCUCAUCUCUCCCUCAUCUCUAUCUCAUCUCUCGCUCAUCUCUCCCUGAUCUCUCCCUCGUCUCUCUCUCAUCUCUCCCUCGUCACUCUCUCGUCUCUCCCUCGUCUCCACCUGGUCUCUCCCUCAUCUCGCCCUCUUCUCUCUCUCUUCUCUCUCCUUCAUCUCUCUCUCAUAUCUCUCAUCUCUCUGUCAACCCUCCAUCAUCUCUCGCUCAACUCACUCUCAUCUCUCCCUGAUCUCUCCCUCGUCUCUCUUCAUCUCUCCUCGUAAAACUCUCUCGUCUCUCCCUGUCUUCUCUCGUCUCUCCCUGUCUCUCCCUGUUCUCCUCGCGCUCCCUCGUCGCUCCCUGGGUCUCUUUUUUGUCUCCCCCUCGUCUUUUCUUCUCUUCUCUUGUCUCUACCUCGUCUCUCUUUCUUAUUUCAUCUCUCUCUAAAAUCUCUCUAACUCACUUCAUAUCCCUCAUCUCUAGCUCUCACUCAUCUCUCCUAAAUUUUCUUCUCAUCUCUCAGCUCUUGUCAUCUUCCUAGGCUUCCAGCGUUCCUGUUUUCCCUGUCUUCCCAUCUCUCUCAUCCUCCUCAAUUCUCCUAAUAUCUCCAAAUCUCUUCAUACUCUCUCACUCUCCCUCUUUUUAAUCUCGCUCAUCUCUUCUCCAUCCCCUCAUCCUCCAUCUCCCCUCAUCUCCCCGUCAGCUCCUUUCAUCUCCCUAUCUCUCAUCACUCACCUCAAACUCCCCCUCACUCUCUUCAACUCUCUCUCAUCUCUCCCUCAUCUCUCCCUCAUAUCUCUCUCAUCUCUCUCUCAUCUUCUCAUCUCUUUCUCAUCUCUCCCUCAUCUCUCUCAUCUCUCUCAUCUCUUCCUCAUCUCUCCCUCAUCUCUCUCAUCUCUCCCUGAUCUCUCCCUCGUCUCUCUCUCAUCUCUCCCUCGUCACUCUCUCGUCUCUCCCUCGUCUCCACCUGGUCUCUCCCUCGUCUCUCUCUCGUCUCUCCCUCAUCUCGCCCUCUUCUCUUCUCUCUCCUUCAUCUCUCUCUCAUAUCUCUCAUCUCUCUGUCAACCCUCCAUCAUCUCUCGCUCAUCUCUCUCUCAUCUCUCCCUGAUCUCUCCCUCUUCUCUCUCUCAUCUCUCCCUCGUCACUCUCUCGUCUCUCCCUCGUCUCUCUCUCGUCUCUCCCUCGUCUCUCCCUCGUCUCUCCUCGUCGCUCCCUCGUCGCUCCCUCGUCUCUCUUUUGUCUCUCCCUCGUCUCUCUUCUCUCUCUCUUGUCUCUACCUCGUCUCUCGUCUCUCUUUCAUCUCUCUCUCAACUCUCUCUCAACUCACUCUCAUCCUCCCUCAUCUCUCUCAGCUCUCACUCAUCUCUCCCUCAUCUCUCUCUCUCCAUCUCUCAGCUCUUGCUCAUCUCUCCCUCGUCUCUCCCUCGUCUCUCCCUUGUCUCUCCCUCGUCUCUCCCAUCUCUCUCAUCUCUCCCUCAUCUCUCCCUCAUAUCUCUCAAAUCUCUCUCUCAUCUCUCUCUCAUCUCUCCCUCAUCUCUCUCAUCUCUCUCAUCUCUUUCUCAUCUCUCCCUCAUCUCUCUCAUCUCUUCCUCAUCUCUCCGUCAGCUCUCUCUCAUCUCUCCCUCAUCUCUCCCUCAUCUCACUCUCAACUCUCCCUCAUCUCUCUCUCAACUCUCUCUCAUCUCUCCCUCAUCUCUCCCUCAUAUCUCUCUCAUCUCUCUCUCAUCUCUCUCAUCUCUUUCUCAUCUCUCCUCUCUCUCUCAUCUCUCUCAUCUCUUCCUCAUCUCUCCCUCAUCUCUCUCAUCUCUCCCUGAUCUCUCCCUCGUCUCUCUCUCAUCUCUCCCUCGUCACUCUCUCGUCUCUCCAUCGUCUCCACCUGGUCUCUCCCUCUUCUCUCUCUCGUCUCUCCCUCAUCUCGCCAUCUUCUCUCUCUCUUCUCUCUCCUUCAUCUCUCUCUCAUAUCUCUCAUCUCUCUGUCAACCCUCCAUCAUCUCUCGCUCAUCUCUCUCUCAUCUCUCCCUGAUCUCUCCCUCGUCUCUCUCUCAUCUCUCCCUCGUCUCUCUCUCGUCUCUCCCUCGUCUCUCCCUCGUCUCUUCCUCGUCGCUCCCUCGUCGCUCCCUCGUCUCUCUUUUGUCUCUCCCUCGUCUCUCUUCUCUCUCUCUUGUCUCUACCUCGUCUCUCGUCUCUCUUUCAUCUCUCUCUCAACUCUCUCUCAACUCACUCUCAUCCUCCCUCAUCUCUCUCAGCUCUCACUCAUCUCUCCCUCAUCUCUCUCUCUCAUCUCUCAGCUCUUGCUCAUCUCUCCCUCGUCUCUCCCUCGUCUCUCCCUCGUCUCUCCCUCGUCUCUCCCAUCUCUCUCAUCUCUCCCUCAUCUCUCCCUCAUAUCAAUUCAAUUCAAUUCAAUUCAAUUCGCUUUAUUGGCAUGACGUAACAAUGUACAUAUUGCCAAAGCUUACUUUGGAUAUUUACAAUAUAAAAAAUAAAUAAAAAUGAGAAUCAAAAAUUGUCAACGGGACAACAGUAACAACAAUAACCAACGGUCAAUAUAACCAUACAUUCAACAAUAACAAUAAUCAUACAGUUGAGGACAUGUGCAGGUUUAUUGGUCUGUCAGACACUGUUCCUCAACUUAUGGCAGGCAGCAAUGUAGUGCGCUGCCAACCCACAGCUCUCUGCGUCCUCCCCCAACAGGAUGGGUAGCCUAUCCUCAUCAGAGAGGUCUUUAAAACCUUGAAUAAGGAUUUUCAAAUUUGGGGAAAUGACACUCUCUAAUUGUUUUAUAUUUUUGACAUUUUGUCAGGAAAUGCAGCUCCGUCUCAGGUUCUGCUGUUGUGCAGUGGUUGCACAGCCUUUCCUCUACAGGGAGCCAGGUUUUCCUGUGUCUACCCUUCUCAAUGGCAAGGCUGUGCUCACUGAGCCUGUACUUUGUCAAGGUUUUUCUAAGGUUUUGAUCAGUAAACCAUGGUCAAAUAUUUAGCCAUAGUGUACUGUCGAUUUAGGGCCAGAUAGCACUGCAUUUUGCUUUGUGUUUGUGCUUGUGUUUCCCAAUAAGCAAUGUAGUUUUGUUUUGACUGUGUUGUAAUUUGGUUUAUUCUGAUUGAUUGGAUGUUCUGGUCCUGAGGCUUCAGUGUGUUAGUAGAAACAGGUUUGUGAACUCAGCCCCAGGACCAGCUGGAUGAGGGGACUCUUUUCUUUGCUCAGCUCUUGGCAUUGCAGGGCUUGGUAAUGAUAUGAGAGGGGGUCACUGUAUUUUAGAUGUUUCCAAAACUUAAUUGCUCUUUUUUGAGUUUUUAUUAUUAGUGGAUAUUGGCCUAAUUCUGCCCUGCAUGCAUUGUUUGUAGUUUUCCUCUGGACACGUAGGAGAAUCUUACAGAAACUCUGCAUGUAGGGUUUCAAUGGGGUGUUUGUCCCAUUUGAUGAAAUCUUGUUUUGCAAGUGGACCCCACACCUCGCUGCCAUAAAGUGCAAUUGGUUCAAUGGACAAUUCAAUAGUUUUAGCCAAAUUUUUAAUAGGUAUUUCAAUUUGAAUUUGCUUUUUAAUGGCGUAGAAUUGCCCUGCGUGCUUUCUCUCUCAGUUCAUUCACUGCCUCAUUAAGGUGUCCAGUUGAGCUUAUUUUUAAACCUAAGUAAUUGUAUAUCUAUAUGUCUAUAUAAUAUGCAUAUCUCUCACAUCUCUCUCUCAUCUCUCUCUCAUCUCUCCCUCAUCUCUCUCAUCUCUCUCAUCUCUUUCUCAUCUCUCCCUCACUCUCUCAUAUCUUCCUCAUCUCUCCGUCAGCUCUCUCUCAUCUCUCCCUCAUCAUCUCCUCAUCUCACUCUCAAACUCCUCAUCUCUCUCUCAAAUCUCUCUCAUCUCUCCCUCAUCUCUCCCUCAUAUCUCUCUCAUCUCUCUCUCAUCUCUCUCAUCUCUUUUCAUCUCUCCCUCAUCUCUCUCAUCUCUCAUCUCUCAUCAUCUCUCCCUCAUCUCUCUCAUCUCUCCUCAUCUCUCCCUCAGCUCUCUAUCUCUCCCUCAUCUCUCCCUCACUCUCUCUCAACUCUCUAUCUCUCUCGUCUCUCUCAUCUCUCCCUCAUCUCUCCCUUAUCUCUCCCUCAUCUCUCUCAUCUCUAACUCAUCUCUCUCUCUUCUCUCUGUCGUCUCUCUCAUCUCUCCCUCAUCUCUCUCUCAUCUCUCCCUCGUCUCUCUCUCAUCUCUCUCUCGUCUGUCUCUCGUCUCUCCCUCGUCUCUCCCUCGUCUCUCUUUUUUCUCUCCCUCGUCUCUCUCUCGUCUCUCUCUCGUCUCUCUCAUCUCUCCCUCAUCUCUCUCAUCUCUCCCUCAUCUCUCUCUCAUCUCUCCCUCAUCUCUCUCUCAUCUCUCCCUCGUCGCUCCCUCGUCUCUCUCUUGUCUCUCCCUCGUCUCUCUUCUCUCUCUCUCGUCUUUCCCUCGUCUCUCUCUCGUCUCUCCCAUCUCUCUGAUCUCUCCCUCAUCUCUCAUCAUCUCUCUCAUCUCUUUCUCAUUACUCUCUCAUCUCUUUCUCAUUACUCUCUCAUCUCUCCCUCAUUUCUCCCUCAUCUCUCUCUCAUCUCUUCCUCAGCUCUCCCUCAGCUCUCUCUCGUCUCUCCCUCGUCUCUCCCUCUUCUCUCCUCGUCUCUCUCUCAUCUCUCCGUCAUCUCUCCCUCGUCUCUCUCUCGUCUCUCCCCCGUCUCUCCCUCGUCGCUCCCUCGUCUCUCCUCGUCUCUCUCUCAUCUCUUCCUCGUCGCUCCCUUUUCUCUCUCUUGUCUCUCUCUCGUCUCUCCCUCGUCUCUCCCUCGUCUCUCUCUCGUCUCUCCCUCGUCUCUCUCUCUCAUCUCUCCUUCAUCUCUCUCUCAUCUCUCUCAUCUCUCCCUCAUCUCUUCCUCAUCUCUCUCUCAACUCUCUCAUCUCUCCCUCAUCCCUCUCUCAUCUCUCCCUCGUCUCUCUCUCAUCUCUUUCUCAUCUGUCUCUCGUCUCUCCCUGGUCGCUCCCUCGUCACUCUUUUGUCUCUCCCUCAUCUCUCUCUCGUCUCUCUCUCGUCUCUCCCUCGUCUCACUCUCGUCUCUCCCUCAUCUCUCCCUCAUGUCUCUCAUCUCUCCAUCAUCUAUCUCAUCUCUCCCUCUUCUCUCUCUCAUCCCUCCCUCAUCUCUGCCUCGUCUCUCUCGUCUCUCACUUGUAGCUCCCUCGUCUCUCUCUUGUCUCUCCCUUGUCUCUCUUCUCUCUCUCUCGUCUUUCCCUCGUCUCUCUCUCGUCUCUCUCUCGUCUUUCCAAUCUCUCUCAUCUCUCCCCCAUCACUCCCUCAUAUCUCUAUCAUCUCUCUCUCAUCUCUCUCUCUCAUCUCUCUCUCUCAUCUCUCCCUCAUCUCUCUCAUCUCUUUCUCAUUACUCUCUCAUCUCUUUCUCAUUACUCUCUCAUCUCUCCCUCAUCUCUCCCUCAUCUCUCUCUCAUCUCUUCCUCAGCUCUCCCUCAGCUCUCUCUCGUCUCUCCCUCGUCUCUCCCUCUUCUCUCCUCAUUUCUCUCUCAUCUCUCCCCCGUCUCUCCCUCGUCUCUCCCUCGUCUCUCUCUCGUCUCUCUCUCGUCUCCUCCUCGUCUCUCCCUCGUCUCUCUCUCGUCUCUUCCACAUCUCUCCCUUGUCUCUCCCUCAUCUCUCCCUCAUCUCUCCCUCAUCUCUCUCCCUCAUCUCUCCCUCAUCUUUCUCUCACCUCUCCCUCAACUCUCUCAUCUCUCCCUCAUCUCUCUCUCAUCUCUCCCUCAUCUCUCCCUCAUCUCUCCCUCAUCUUUCACUCAUCUCUCCCUCGUCUCUCUCAUCUCUCUCUCAUCUCUCCCUCAUCUCUCCCUCAGCUCUCUCUCAGCUCUCUCUCAGCUCUUGGUCAUCUCUCGCUCAUCUCUACCUCGUCUCUCCCUCGUCUCUCUCAGCUCUCACUCAUCUCUCUCUCAUCUCUCUCCCUCAUCUCUCCCUCAUCUCUCUCUCUCUCAUCUCUCUCUCAUCUCAUUCAUCUCUCUCAUCUCUCCCUCAUCUCUCCCUCAACUCUCCCUCAUCUCUCUCUCGUCUCUCUCAUCUCUCCCUCGUCUCUCCCUCGUCUCUCUCUUGUCUCUCCCUCGUCUCUCUCAUCUCUCCCUCAUAUCUCUCUCAUCUCUCCCUCAACUCUCUCAUCUCUGCCUCAACUCUCUCAGCUCUCACUCAUCUCUGCCUCAUCUCUCUCUCAUCUCUCUCAUCUCUCCCUCAUCUUUCUCUCAUCUCUCCCUCGUCUCUCUCGUCUCUCCCUCAUCUCUCCCUGAUCUCUCUCACCUCUCUCUCAGCUCUUGCUCGUCUCUCGCUCGUCUCUCCCUCGUCUCUCCCUCUUCUCUCCCUCGUCUCUCCCUCGUGUCUCCCUGGUGUCUCCCUCGUGUCUCCCUCGUCUCUCCCUCGUCUCUCCCUCAUCUCUCUCCCUCAUCUCUCUCCCUCAUCUCUCCAUCAUCUCUCCCUCAUCUUUCUCUCAUCUCUCCCUCGUCUCUCUCGACUCUCGCUCGUCUCUCCUUCGUCUCUCUCUCGUCUCUCUCUCGUCUCUCUCUCGUCUCUCUCUCGUCUCUCUCUCAUCUCUCCCUCCUCUCUCCCUCAUCUCUCCUUCAUCUAUCCCUCAUCUCUCCCUCAUCUCUCCCUCAGCUCUCUCUCAGCUCUCUCGUCUCUCGCUCGUCUCUCCCUCGUCUCUCCCUCGUCUCUCUCAGCUCUCACACAUCUCUCCCUCAUCUCUCUCCCUCAUCUCUCUCUCAUCUCUCCCUCAUCUCUCCCUCAUCUCUCCAUCAUCUCUCUCUCAUCUUUCUCUCGUCUCUCUCUCUCAUCUCUCUCUCAUCUCUCCCUCAUCUCUCCCUCAUCUCUCCCUCAUCUUUCUCUCAUCUCUCCCUCGUCUCUCUCGUCUCUCCCUCAUGUCUCCCUGAUCUCUCUCCCUCAUUUCUCCCUCACCUCUCUCUCAGCUCUCUCUCAGCUCUUGCUCGUCUCUCAAUCGUCUCUCCCUCGUCUCUCCCUCGUGUCUCCCUCGUCUCUCACUCGUCUCUCCCUCGUGUCUCCCUCGUGUCUCCCUCGUCUCUCCCUCGUCUCUCUCUCAUCUCUCUCUCAUCCCUCCUUCAUCUCUCCCUCACCUCUCUCUCGUCUCUCUCUCGUCUCUCUCUCGUCUCUAACUCAUCUCUCCCUCUCAUCUCUCCCUCAUCUCUCCCUCAUCUCUCCCUCAACUCUCCCUCAUCUCUCUCUCGUCUCUCUCAUCUCUCCCUCGUCUCUCCCUCGUCUCGCUCUUGUCUAUCCCUCGUCUCUCUCAUCUCUCCCUCAUAUCGCUCUCAUCUUUCUCAUCUCUCCCUCAACUCUCUCAUCUCUGCCUCAACUCUCUCAGCUCUCACUCAUCUCUGCCUCAUCUCUCUAUCAUCUCUCUCAUCUCUCACUCAUCUUUCUCUCAUCUCUCCCUCGUCUCUCCCUCUUCUCUCCCUCGUCUCUCCCUCGUCUCUCGAUCAUCUCUCUCCCUCAUCUCUCUCCCUCAUCUCUCAUCAUCUCUCCCUCAUCUUUCUCUCAUCUCUCCUCGUCUCUCGUCUCUCCCUCGUCUCUCCCUCGUCUCUCGCUCGUCUCUCCCUCUUCUCUCCCUCGUCUCUCCCUCGUGUCUCCCUCGUGUCAACCUCGUCUCUCCCUCGUCUCUCCCUCGUCUCUCCAUCAUCUCUCUCCCUCAUCUCUCUCCCUCAUCUCUCCAUCAUCUCUCCCUCAUCUUUCUCUCAUCUCUCCCUCGUCUCUCUCGUCUCCCCCUCGUCUCUCCCUCGUCUCUCUCUCGUCUCUCUCUCGUCUCUCUCUCCUCUCUCUCUCGUCUCUCUCUCAGCUCCCUCAUCUCUCCCUCAUCUCUCCUUCAUCUCUCCCUCAUCUCUCCCUCAGCUCUCUCUCAGCUCUCUCAGCUCUUGCUCGUCUCUCGCUCGUCUCUCCCUCGUCUCUCCUUCGUCUCUCUCAGCUCUCACUCAUCUCUCCCUCAUCUCUCUCCCUCAUCUCUCUCAUCUCUCCCUCAUCUCUCCCUCAUCUCUCUCUCAUCUCUCUCUAAUCUCUCUCAUCUCUCCCUCAUCUCUCCCUCAUCUUUCUCUCAUCCCUCCCUCGUCUCUCCCUCGUCGCUCCCUCGUCUCUCCCUCGUCUCUCCCUCAUCUCUCCCUCGUCUCUCCCUCAUCUCUCCCUCGUCUCUCUCUCGUCUCUCCCUCGUCUCUCCCUCGUCGCUCCCUCGUCUCUCUCACGUCUCUCUCUCAUCUCUCCCUCGUCGCUCCCUUUUCUCUCUCUUGUCUCUUUCUCGUCUCUCCCUCGUUUCUCCCUCGUCUCUCUCUUCUCUCCCUCGUCUCUCUCUCUCAUCUCUCAUUCAUCUCUAUCUCAUCUCUCUCAUCUCUCCCUCAUCUCUUCCUCAUCUCUCCCUCAGCUCUCCCUUAUCUCUCUCUCAUCUCUCUCAUCUCUCCCUCGUCUCUACCUCGUCUCUCCCUCGUCUCUCCCUCGUCUCUCCCUGUCGCUCCCUCGUCUCUCCCUCGUUUCUCCCUCUUCUCUCCCUCGUCUCUCCCUCGUUUCUCCGUCGUCUCUCCCUCGUCUCUCCCUCGUCUCUCCCUCGUCGCUCCCUCGUCUCUCUCUCGUCUCUCUCUCAUCUCUCCCUCGUCGCUCCCUUUUCUCUCUCUUGUCUCUCUCUUGUCUCUCCCUCAUUUCUCCCUCGUCUCUCUCUCGUCUCUCCCUCGUCUCUCUCUCUCAUCUCUUCCUCAUCUCUCCCUCAUCUCUCCCUUAUCUCUCGCUCAUCUCUCGCUCAUCUCACCCUCAUCUCUCUCUCAUCUCUCUCAUCUCUCCCUCGUCUCUCCCUCGUUUCUCCCUUGUUUCUCCCUCGUCUCUCGCUCGUCUCUCGCUCGUCUCUCGCUCGUCUCUCGCUCGUCUCUCGCUCUUCUCUCGCUCGUCUCUCGCUCAUCUCUUGCUCAUCUCUCCCUCAGCUCUCGUUCAUCUCUCUCUCAUCUCUCAUCUGUCCCUUCAUGAUUUGCAGAAAUAGCUUGUUAUUUUUUGACGAUUAGGAGAACAAAUAUUCGGCUGAAUUUUCCUUUAAAGGUAUUACAAUAAAUAAAUAUACAGUAAUUGAUCACACCUCUAGACCUACAGGUAAGACCAACGAACACAUGACCAUGCUUUAAUUCAUGUUUACACAGAGAAAGAGAGUGAUUGUACAAUAAUAUACUAUACCAUAUCGUGAAAUGCUGACUUAAUAAAAGCUGAUUUUGGGCCAGUAAAUACAAAACGUCCUAAGAGAAUGUCUAAGCAGAAGCAGUAUACUGCACAGACAAAAUAGUUGUUAUUACAGACAAGGGUGAGUGGCUGGCAACCUGACACAGAGUGAGAUAGACCAUUAUGCAGUGAAAGGCCUGAGGGAUAUAGAGAGUUGAGAUGUGUAUCCUUGUCCUCUCUCAGCUCUUGCUCGUCUCUCGCUCAUCUCUCCCUCGUCUCUCCUUCGUCUCUCUCAGCUCUCACUCAUCUCUCCCUCAUCUCUCUCCCUCAUCUCUCUCUCAUGUCUCCCUCAUCUCUCCCUCAUCUCUCUCUCAUCUCUCUCUCAUCUCUCUCUCAUCUCUCUCUCAUCUCUCCCUCAUCUCUCCCUCAUCUUUCUCUCAUCUCUCCCUCGUCUCUCUCGUCUCUCCCUCAUCUCUCCCUCGUCUCUCCCUCAUCUCUCCCUCAUCUCUCUCAUCUCUCCCUGAUCUCUCCCUCAUCUCUCCCUCAGCUCUCUCUCAGCUCUCUCAGCUCUCCUUCAUCUCUCUCUCAUCUCUCUCAUCUCUCCCUCAUCUCUCCCUUAUCUCUCGCUCAUCUCUCGCUCAUCUCUCGCUCAUCUCUCUCUCAUCUCUCUCAUCUCUCCCUCGUCUCUCCCUCGUCUCUCCCUCGUUUCUCCCUCGUCUCUCGCUCGUCUCUCGCUCGUCUAUCGCUCGUCUCUCGCUCAUCUCUCGCUCAUCUCUCCCUCAGCUCUCGUUCAUCUCUCUCUCAUCUCUCUCAUCUCUCAUCUCUCCCUCAUCUCUCCCUCAUCUCUCCCUCAUCUCUCUCUCAGCUCUCCCUCGUCUCUUUUUCAUCUUUCUCUCGUCUCUCCCUCGUCUCUCUCUGUUUUAUCUCUCCCUCAUAUCUCUCUCAUCUCUCUCUCAUCUCUCUCUCAUCACUCUCAUCUCUCUUUCUCAUCUCUCUCUAAACUCUCUCUCAUCUAUCUCUCUCGUCUCUCUCUCGUCUCUCUCGUCUCUCUCGUCUCUCGUUUGUCUCUCGCUCAUCUCUCGCUCGUCUCUCGCUCGUCUCUCGCUCGUCUCCCGCUCGUCUCUCCCUCGUUUCUUCCUCUCAUCUCUCCCUCAUCUCUCCCUCAUCUCUCUCUCAUCUCUCUCUCAUCUCUCUCUCAUUUUCCCUCAUCUCUCUCUUCUCAGCUCUCUCUCAGCUCUCUCUCUGCUCUAUCUCUGCUCUCUCUCUGCUCUCUCUCUUCUCUCUCUGCUCUCUCUCUCGUCUCUCCCUCGUCUCUUCCUCGUCUCUCUCUCGUCUCUCUCUCAUCUCACCCUCGUUUCUUCCUCAUCUCUCUCUCGUCUCUCCGUAGUCUCUCCCUCAUCUCUCCCUCAUCUCUCUCUCAUCUCUCCCUCGUCUCUCCCUCAUCUCUCACCUAAUUUUUUAUUUUUCCUCUCCUCGUGUCAGACCAGCUGACUCUCCACAUUCAGAUGAUGGAUUGUCCCGCCAGACAGUCCCUGGUCAUACAGUACAAGGCUGCUGCUUAUGCUCGUCUCACCUCACGGCCCCCUCUCCCCUUCUCCCCCGCGUCUCUCACCCCUCUCUCCUCUCCCUCGUCCCACCAGGUAUGUCUUGUGGCUGUGGGCCGUUACUCUGACGCCCGCCUCACUGACACGUGGAUAAACAAGCACUGGCUGGCUUGGCGUCGUGCUCUGACAAUAAGGGAUUUCUCCCAUACUCUCGCCGAGGCCCAACAAAGGCUAUAUUGAUGCUGAACUCCAAUAGUUGGUAGGCUAAGGAGGAAAGGGAAAAGAGGGAGGAAGCGGUGCUGUGCAGUUAAAGAGAUCCCUGAAAUGUGGAAGACGGAGUAGGUGAGUGUAGUCCACAAAGGAGGGGGUGUGGGGGGGGGGGGGGGGGGUUGAAUGUCACCUCUGUGUAAGGUCAUUUCAAAUGAAACAGUAUGGCCUCUUGUGCGACAGCUCCAAAGAUAGAGGUGGCCUUACAGAUCAUCCUUUUUGCAGUUUUGCAAAUGAUCAGAUCUCACAAUGUCUGGAAAAGUGUAAAACAUCCCAGGAACUACAUUCAUGUGAUAGCAAUCUUCUGAGAUGCAUAGUGCAACUGCAAAGAAGACAACCUGCAAAACCAUCGUGUUCUCGAGGUUGAUCAAUGAUGUGCAUUGAUGUCCGAGGUAAUAAAAGAGUGUUUGUUAAUUGAAGUAAUGUCUAUGUUGUUGUAAUAUCGCAAACGGACGUGGCAAUUUCACCGCAAUGGAUUCCAAUUUAAAUAGGGACCAUUGUUUUUAUAACAACACAAAAAGUCUCAUACACUAUAUUACUCCCAGUAAUUUAUUAGAGGACUUGGUAACACAUUACUGUAGGUGUCCUUAUACAUGUACUCAUAAAGCCUUUAUGUUAACUAUAUAACACAUUACAACAUUUGACAUAACCUGUCAUAAGUCGUUUUAAAUAGUUAUGAGUCACGGCAUGAGAUGUUAUGAAAACUGUUAAAAUAAUCCAUGGGCAAAGGGACAAAUUUCACAUACUUAUCCACUUUGGGGUGGCAAAGACUAAUGAUUUUCAUUAAGGUCCAUGUCUGUGGGUUAUAUUUUGGUAUGAAAGCAAUGUAUCGGAGGUAGCUAAAUGUUACUAUCACUGCAUUAUAUGUUAUGACCCAUGUGUAGUUAGUUGGGCCAACAGGAGUAUGACCCCACUAGAAUCAACAUUCAGAUAUAACACUCACAAACCUUUUUACCUCAACACCAAGAUUUUAUUAACACCCGCAACUUUGCUAUGUGACUUCAAGAUGGCCAAAGUCGCUCCCCUCCUCAAGAAACCAACACUCGACCUCUCUGACGUCAAAAACUGCAGACCGGUAUCCCUUCUUUCUUUUCUUUCCAAAACACAAAACACUUGAGUGUGCUGUCUCUGACCAACUCUCUUGUUAUCUCUCUCAGAAUAAUCUUCUUGACCCUAACCAGUUAGGCUUUAAGACAGCUCACUCAACUGAAACCGCUCUCCUCUGUUUCAUGGAAGCUCUCCGCUCUGCCAAAGCUGACUCUCUCUCCUCUGUUCUCAUCCUCCUAGAUCUAUCUGCUGCCUUCGACACCGUGAACCAUCAGAACCAGCUUCCCCCUGAAGCUAGAACAGCAGAGUCCCUGCCCAUCUGCCGAAAACAUCUGAAACCUAACCCUCCCCCAUAAAAAAAGCAUGUUCCUACUAUCAAUCAAUCAAUCAAAUGUAUUUAUAAAGCCCUUUUUACAUCAGCAGAUGUCACAAAGUGCUAUACAGAAACCCAGCCUAAAACCCCAAACAGCAAGCAAUGCAGAUGUAGAAGCACUGACUUUAUAGAAGCACUGACUUUGCUGAUAACUACUUUAUUGAGGGAAAAUGUACUUGCUAAGACUGUGAUAUGUGGUUGUCUCACCCAACUAUCUUAAGAUGAAUGGACUAAUUGCAAGUUGCUCUGGAUAAGAGUUGGGGCACGAUACCGAUACUGCUCAGUGUCUUCUAUCUUUGCCUUGUGCAUGUGUGUGUGUGUGUGCGUGUGUUUGUGUGUGCGUACAUUUAUUCCUUCUCAAACAUUACACACAUUGCCAAAAUUGAGGAUCACUUGCCGAAGCUGUUCAUCUAUGGCUAGACAUCCUCAAAAGUGCAUAACUGCACCAGAACUCUCAGCACAUAAAAGGCGAUUGAUGACUAGCCAUAACAUUUUGAUAUUAAUCUUUGAAAGGCUUUCCUUAUCUGCAGUAAUAUUAGCAUUACCUCUACUUACGGAUCCCAUCAGUCUCUUAUCCAUAAAUAACAAAGCUGUGCAAUAAAGGUGAGUAUCUAAGAUGAGACAAUGUGAUGCUUUUUAUAUAGUCUCCACUCAAAGUUGGUGAAUUGCAAGAGGCCUUAAAGGGAUAGUUUACCCAAAUAACAUCAAGUUGUUUUGUGAUUUGGUUGAACUAUCACUUUAAGGUGAUUAAAAUAGGCUGACUGAAACACAGUGGACAUUAGGAUGGGAGUCAUUUCCAUUUAAACUCUGUAAAAUUAACUCUGAUUCUCUUCAUGAGUUGCAGAAAUAGCUCGUUAUUUUUUGACGAUUAGGAGAACAAAUAUUCGGCUGAAUUUUCCUUUACAGUUAUUACAAUAAAUAAAUAUACAGUAAUUGAUCACACCUCUAGACCUACAGGUAAGACCAACGAACACAUGACCAUGCUUUAAUUCAUGUUUACACAGAGAAAGAGAGUGAGUGUACAAUAAUAUACUACACCAUAUCGUGAGAUGCAGACUUAAUAAAAGCUGAUUUUGGGCCAGUAAAUACAAAACGUCCUAAGAGAAUGUCUAAGCAGAAGCAGUAUACUGCACAGACAAAAUAGUUGUUAUUACAGACAAGGGUGAGUGGCUGGCAACCUGACACAGAGUGAAAUAGAUUAUUAUGCAGUGAAAGGCCUGAGGGAUAUAGAGAGUUGAGAUGUCUAUCCCUGUCCUUGUCCAUCAAGGGAAGAAUCCAGAGCCAUAGCUCCACCUGCAGGAUCUUGAGGCAAAUAAGAACAUUGUGUACCUCAAGAAUGAACACAGACCUCCUAGUAUAGUAGUAGUUACAUAGUAAUAAAGUAGUAGCACUAUAUUUACAGUGCUUACAAAUACACAAAUAACUUAAAAACCUUAUCAUUAUCAUUAAGUUUGGGUAAUCUCAACAAAUAUUAUCAUUAAGAUUGGGUAAUCUUACCAAUCUUAUCUCAUAUAGAUUUGGUAAGCCUGUGUUGGUUUAUAUAUUAUUUUUAGGAUGGAAAUAUAAGCCAUUACUUACUUGGGGAGCAUAGGCCAUCGACUACUCCUCUCCAUCACACUCUGGUCUGGGCAGUCUUCUGAAUAAACCUUUGCCUCUUUAAAAAAGGUUUAACAACCUGUGCCUCCAUUUGAAGAGGGAUUAAUCAACAUAACCCCUCUCUUCUAAAAGCGUUAAUGAACUCGGUGUUACAUUUCCAAACUCGGCAAUCGCUUUGCAUUAAUUGAUACAUUGAAUAUAAUGGCCAAUUAGAAACAUUACAAAUACUGUAGUAUUUCAGUUCAGCUGAACUCAAUUGACCCAAUCGUACACCUCCUCUGUGUGAUUUUCAUCCACAAACAGAAUAUUCUGUAACAUCCUUACUCAAACAUGGCACUAGUACACCGAAUACACAUAUUUAAUAUUGUCAAACCUUGGUCUGAAUUAAAACAUGUCUAUAUAAAAAUGUAGCACUGUGACACAAAGUAAUAGCAAGCUGAAGCACUACGUUAAAUAUAGAUAAUAUAAUUAUAUAAAAAUAAGAACAUAUGGAACAUAAGGAAUAAACCCUCACUAGACUAGAUCAUUCUCUCUUGGAUGUUUGAGAGGACUUAGGCAUGCUCUGUACUCUGUAUCUGUGAUUCACUCAUUAAGGGGGGCAAUGGUACUGUACCAUAUCAAGUUAGAUACUAGACAGCGUUUUGACUGCACCAGAGUAUCACUGCCAGGUCCAGGACCUAAUUACGGUAAUACAAUUACCAAACAACAGCUGCGAUGAUAACCAGUCACUGCUCUGGAAGCGGACUACAUCAGUCCAAAAUGUGCUCCCACAUCAGUUCCCCUGGAACUCCCUGUAGUUGUUUUCAGGUACACAUUGGACCAUGAACAUAGCUGGAAAACAGAAAACUGAAUGAAUGGUCUGGGACCUAGUCCAUUCACACAGAGUUCAGGGUCCGCCAAAUGGCACGGUGUCCUUGAUGGAGAAAGUGAAUGCUUCUCUCAAAGGGCAAGGAUUGAUGCUAAAGUUGUCUGUUAUAUUAUAGGGGAAACUCUCUGUGGUUGUGAGCAAUAUGGUGACAUCUAAUCAAUUAGGCUCUCAAAUUGAAUUUUGUAAUUUUGUAAAGCAACUGAACGCAAAAAACAACAUAUCUGGUUGAAAACGUCCUAUGUGGCAUUGAUAUUAGUCAGAAACAUUUAUUCCAGCGACAUAAUUGACCAAAAAGUGGAACUAAAUUUGUGAGAUUUGUAUAACUGAGGUCGUCACGACUUACAUGAGGGUUGGAUUGGGAUUACAAUCAUGCCCACUUGCCCACUAACAUGAGAUGAAACAGCUGUGCUGAUUGCGCUCUAUCCAAUCGUAGCUCCAGACAGUGAACCAGACCUGUCCAUUACUCAGCACCUCAGACUUGAACUUGUUUACAUAAGACAACACGUCGCCAAUGUUAUACGAUUUUUUUUGUCAUUUAACAGACGCUCUUAUCCAGAGCGAUUUACAGUUAGUGAGUGCAUACAUUUUUCAUAGCACUCUCAUCUGAGUGUGCCAGAGCGCAGAAUAGCUGAUGAAUUUACGAACCCUCAACACCCGUUGAAUAUGGCCGGUGUCAGUUUAAAAAAAAGCGUAGUUAAAUUGUUGCCAGCAGCACAGUUACAAUCACCAAUGCUCUGGAUAACAUAAAAACAGCGUAACCAGCUCUGCUAGGGCUAGUAAAAUCAAAUCAAAUCAAAUUGUAUUUGCCUCAUGCGCCGAAUACAACAGGUGUAGACCUUACAGUGAAAUGCUUACUUACAAGCCCUUAACCAACAAUGCAGUUUUAGGAAAAAUUAGUUUUAAGUAAAAAAAUAGAUAAGUAAAAAAUAUUAAAGAGCAGCAGUAAAAUAAACUUACAGUAGGGAGGCUAUAUACAGGGGGUAUCGGUACAGAGUCAAUGUGUGGGGGCACAGGUUAGUCGAGGUAAUUGAGAUAAUAUGUACAUGUGGGUAGAGUUAAAGUGACUAUGCAUAAAUAAUAAACAGAGCACAGCAGCAGCGUAAAAGAGGGGGUAGGGUGGGGUGGGGUUGGGUUGGGUUGGGUGGGGGGGAAAUGCAAAUAGUCUGGGUAGCCAUGAUUAGCUGUUCAGGAGUCUUAUGGCUUGGGGGUAGAAGCUGUUAAGAAGCCUUUUGGACCUAGACUUGGCGCUCCAGUACCGCUUGCCGUGCGGUAGCAGAGAGAACAGUCUAUGACUAGGGUGGCUGGAGUCGUUUACAAUUUUUAGGGCCUUCCUCUGACACCACCUGGUAUAGAGGUCCUGGAUGGCAGGAAGUUUGGCCCCAGUGAUGUACUGGACAUUACUCUGUAGUGCCUUGCGGUCGGAGGCCGAGCAGUUGCCAUACCAGGCAGUGAUGCAACCAGUCAGGAUGCUCUCGAUGGUGCAGCUGUAGAUCGUACUUUUUGGAGAAAUGUCCUCUGGUCUGAUGAAACAAAAAUAGAACUGUUUGGCCAUAAUGACCAUCGUCAUGUUUGGAGGAAAAAGGGGGUUGCUUGCAAGCCGAAGAACACCAUCCCAACCGUGAAGGAGUCCCCUGUAGCUCAGUUGGUAGAGCAUGGUGCUUGCAACGCCAGGGUUGUGGGUUUGUUUCCCACGGGGGGCCAGUAUGAAAAAAUGUAUGCACUCACUAACUGUAAGUCGCUCUGGAUAAGAGCGUCUGCUAAAUGACUAAAAUGUAAAUGUAAGCACGGGGUGGCAGCAUCAUGCUGUGGGGGUGCUUUGCUGCAGGAGGGACUGGUGCACUUCACAAAAUAGGUGGCAUCAUGAGGAAGGAAAAUUAGGUGGAUAUAUUGAAGCAACAUCUCAAGACAUCAGUCAGGAAGUUAAAGCUUGGUCGCAAAUGGGUCUUCCAAAUGGACAAUGACCCCAAGCAUACUUCCAAAGUUGUGGCAAAAUGGCUUAAGGACAACAAAGUCAAGGUAUUGAAGUGGCCAUCACAAAUCCCUGACCUCAAUCCUAUAGAAAAUUUGUGGGCAGAACUGAAAUAACGUGUGCGAGCAAGGAGGCCUACAAACCAGACUCAGUUACACCAGCUCUGUCAGGAGGAAUGGGCCAAAAUUCACCCAACUUAUUGUGGGAAACUUGUGGAAGGCUACCCGAAACAUUUGACCCAAGUUAAACAAUUUAAAGGCAAUGCUACCAAAUAUUAAUUGAGUGUAUGUAAACUUCUGACCCAUUGGGAAUGUGAUUAAAUAAAUACAAGCUGAAAUAAAUCAUUCUGUCUAUUAAUAUUCUGACGUUUCACAUUCUUAAAAUAAAGUGGUGAUCCUAACUGACCUAAGACAGGAAUAACUGAGUUUGAAUGUAUUUGGCUAAGGUGUAUGUAAUCUCCCCAUUUUAGCUACUGUUCUAUCAAUAUGUUUUGACCAUGACAGUUUACAAUCCAGGGUUACCCCAAGCAGUUUAGUCACCUCAAUUUGCUCAAUUUCCACAUUAUGUAUUACAAGAUUUAGUUGAGGUUUAGUGUUUAGUGAAUGAUUUGUCCCAAAUACAAUGCUUUUAGUUUUAGAAAUAUUUAGGACUAACUUAUUCCUUGCCUCCCGGUCUGAAUCUAACUGCAACUCUUUGUUAAGUGUUGCAGUCAUUUCAGUCACUGUCGUAGCUGACACAUAUAGAGUUGAGUCAUCCGCAUACAUAGACACUCUGGCUUUACUCAAAGCCAGUGGCAUGUCAUUAGUAAAGAUUGAAAAAAUUAAUGGCCUAGACAGCUGCACUGGGGAAUUCCUGAUUCUACCUGGAUUAUGUUGGAGAGGCUUCCAUUAAAGAACACCCUCUGUGUUCUGUUGGACAGGUAACUCUUUAUCCACAAUAUAGCAGGGGGUUUAAAGCCAUAACACAUACGUUUUUCCAUCAGCAGACUAUGAUCGAUAAUGUCAAAAGCCGUACUGAAGUCUAACAAAACAGCCCCCACAAUCUUUUUAGUAUUAAUUUCUCUAAGCCAAUCAUCAGUCAUUUGUGUAAGUGCUGUGAUUGUUGAAUGUCCUUCCUUGUAAGCAUGCUGAAAGUUUGUUGUCAAUUUGUUUACUGUAUUGUAUCUGGUCAAACACCAUGGUUGAAACUACGCUCAUGGUUGGUAACAGGCUGAUUGGUCGGCUAUUUAGCCAGUAAAGGGGGCUUUACUAUUCUUAGGUAGCGGAAUGACUUUUGCUUCCCUCCAAGCCUAUGGGCACACACAUUCUAGUAGGCUUAAAUUGAAAAUAUGGCAAAUAGGAGUGGCAAUAUCAUCCGCUAUUAUCCUCAAUAAUUUUCCAUCCAAGUUGUCAGACUCCGGUGACUAAUUUUUUCACCUCUUCCACACUCACUUUACGGAAUUCAAAAUUACAAUGCUUGUCUUUCAUAAUUUGGUCAGAAAUACUUGGAUGUGUAGUGUCAGUGUUUGUUGCUGGCAUGUCAUGCCUAAGUUUGCCAAUCUUGCUAAUGAAAAAAGAAUUAACGUAGUUGGCAAUAUCAGUUGGUUUUGUGAUGAAUGAGCCAUCUGAUUCAAUGAAUGAUGGAGCUGAGUUUGUAUUUUUUCCCAAAAUUUCAUUUAAGGUGCUCCAAAGCGUUUUACUAUCAUUCUUUAUGUCAUUUAUCUUUGUUUCAUAGUGUAGUUUCUUCUUCUUUUUAUACAGUUUAGUCACAUGAUUUCUCAAUAUGCAAUACGUUUGCCAAUCGGUUGUGCAGCCAGACUUAUUUGCCAUUCCUUUUGCCUCAUCCCUCUCAACCAUAUCAUUUUUCAAUUCCUCAUCAAUCCAUGGGUAUUUAACAGUUUUUACAGUCAUUUUCUUAAUGGGUGCAUGCUUAUUAGUAACUGUAAUAAGCAAUUUCAUAAAUGUGUCAAGUGAAGUGUCUGUUUGCUCCUCAUUACACACCACGUACCAACAAAUAUUAUUUACACCAACAACAUAGGAAACACCACUAAACUUAUUGUAUGACCUCUUAUACACAACAUUAGGCCCAGCCUUUGGAACUUUGGUUUUCCUAGACAUGGCUAAUAUAUUGUGAUCACUACAUUCGAUAGAUUAGGAUACUGCUUUCAAACAAAUCUCUGCAGGGUACUGGAGUGUGAGGCAGGUCACGGCCCCUUAUUCAUCUAUAUUAUCUUAUCUAUCACCUACUGUACUGGAGUGGGAGGCCGGUCACGGCCCCUUAUUCAUCUAUAUUAAUUUAUCUAUCACCUACUGUACUGGAGUGGGAGGCCGGUCACGGCCCCCUAUUCAUCUAUAUUCUCUAUCACCUUGUCGUGACGUGACUUUCAUUAAUAUGAUGACUGUUAUUUAUCGAAUCAACUAACUAUGUUUAAUUGUAACUUGAUUAAAUUAAUAAUGUAACAAUUAACCCAUUAGGAAUUUGGGCAGCAUGGAAUAAGUUGUUUAACGAAUUACCAUCUCACAAAUUAAACUCUUAGAAGAUAUAUGUUAUAUAUCGAUAACAGUCACUUAUUAAAUAAUUACCUCUUAUCAGUCUCAUUCUGAACGUCGCAUAAUCCUUGAACCUGCAAGAACCCUAACCUUAUUGAUGAAUCAGCAAUACACAAAUUGGCUUAAUUAUUUAUUUACUAACUAACUAAAUAAUAACAGAAUACAAACACACACACAAUACAAUGAAAACAGGUCCCUAGUGGACUGGACUCACAAUAAGGAGGGGUCAGAGUGGAAGGGAGAGACAGAGAUUCAAACUAUCAUUGUUACAUUUGGAAACUACGCUCACAGUAAUCAUAAUACUUAGCACCCUAACCACCGCUCAUUCGGAUAAGAAAUGCAAUGUAUAUAUUUAUGUGUAGCUGUCCUUGAUUGUCUUUUCUCUGUUGAACCACUUUCUCAAAAAGGGUUUGAGUGUCCUGGUUCCACUUCGGUGAGACUCGACUUGUCUUCGAAUGGAGUGUUCGUUAGAAUAGAUACUUCAGAUGUAUCAACGGUUGUCAGAGAGGGAUUGUCCUUCCCAACUCGUGUCUUUACUGAAUGUUCUCUAGACGACUAUACAUGCCAGCUGCAGACUGGUAAUGGUACGGUCUAGUGAGUUUCUUCUUCUUGUGUAGAGAUUGAGAGUUUCAGAGUUUCUCAUCAUUUCAAACGUGUGGACUAACGUCUCACGUUUUCUGGUCUUUCUGGUCUAACCAUUUUAAGCCGGUAUAACGGUUGAUUUGUUUUUCAAGACUUUUUAUGCUCGGGUAAAAAAGGGCGUUCCAUCACGCCGACCCAAUGUCUGUGCUUACUUGGGCGUGGUUACUGACUGGCAAAAGUUUAUAUGAAAUUAUCUAAUUUAGAAGGCUAAAAUCACAUUGCCAUCUUCACAAACGUAUUCUCAUACUUAAUCAUAUAUUUUAUACAACAUUUAGAUGCAAACCUGAUAACUGAAAUGUAUACACUUCCAGAGAUAGUUAUUUAGUAAUACCAUCCUUAAUAACAUCACAAAACAAUAAACAAUAUGACAUGAUUAUUCUUUAGAUCCCCACCAACCAUUCCAACCACUUAGACGUCAGAAAUAAUGUUCCAAUGUCCAAUCAUUUGGAGAAAAAUGUUUUGGUGGCAGUCUGUCCCUGUAACACAGAGACAUUCAGAUCCAACAAGGAGUCAUUUGUUUCAAACCAUUUAGGAAAGGCGCGAGGAGUCAUAAACCCCCCCACAUCAAUCCCUCCUGUGUUCAUAAAAAUGACCAUGGGAGAGAGAGAGAGAGAUCUGUAGACUGUUGCUUCUCUGUAUUCUGAUCUUGGGCUUCUCACGUGGGACCAUCACAUGAGAGUCAUGACAACCUACUGUACUGGAGUGUGAGGCCGGUCACGGCCCCCUAUUAAUCUAUAUUCUCUAUUACCUACUGUACUGGAGUGUGAGACCGGUAAAGGCCCCCUAUUCAUCUAUAUUCUCUUAUCUAUCACCAACUGGACUGGAGUGUGAGGCCAGUCACGGCCCCCUAUUCAUCUAUAUUCUCUAUCACCUAGCAUACUGGAGUGUGAGGCCGAUCAAGGCCCCCUAUUCAUCUAUAUUCUCUAUCACCUAGCAUACUGGAGUGUGAGGCCGGUCAAGGCCCCCUAUUCAUCUAUAUUCUCUAUCAACUACUGUACUGUAGUGUGAGGCCGGUCACGGCCCCCUAUUCAUCUAUUUUCUCUAUAUAUCACUAAUUGUACUGCAGCUUGAGGCCGGUCACGGCCGCCUAUACAUCUAUAUUCUCUAUCACCUACUGUAGUGGUGUGUGAGGCCUGUCACGGCCCCCUAUUCAUCUAUUUUCUCUAUAUAUCACUAAUUGUACUGCAGCUUGAGGCCGGUCACGGCCGCCUAUUCAUCUAUAUUCUCUAUUCCCUACUGUAGUGGUGUGUGAGGCAGGUCACGGACCCCUAUUCAUCUAUAUUCUCUAUCUAUCACCUACUGUACUGGAUGUGAGGCUGGCCACGGUCACCUAUUCAUCUGCAGUGCAUUUGGAAAGUAUUCAGACCCCUUCACUUUUCCACAUUUUGUUACGUUACAGCCUUAUUCUAAAAUGGAUUAAAUUGUUUUUUUUACCUCAUCAAUCUACACACAAUACCCCAUCAUGGCAAAGCAAAAACAGGGUUACAGACAUUUGUGCAAAUGUAUAAAAAAUUUAAAAUGGAAAUAUCACAUUACAUAAGUAUUCCUACCGUUAACUCAGUACUUUGUUGAAGCACCUUUGGCGGCGUUUACAGCCUCGAGUCUACAAGCUUGGCACACCUGUAUUUGUGGAGUUUCUCCCAUUAUUUUCUGAAGAUCCUCUCAAGCUCUGUCAGGUUGGAUGGGGAGAGUCGCUGCACAGCUAUUUUCAGGUCUCUCCAGAGAUGUUCGAUCGGGUUCAAGUCCGGGCUCUGGCUGGGCCACUCAAGGACAUUCAGAGACUUGUCCCGAAGCUACUCUUGCGUUGUCUUGGCUGUGUGCUUAGGGUCGUUGGAAGGUGAACCUUCGCCCCAGUCUGAGGUCCUGAGUGCUCUGGAGCAGGUUUUCAUCAAAGGAUCUCUCUGUACUUUUCUCUGUUCAUCUUUCCCUCGAUCCUGACUAGUCUCCCAGUCCCUGCCGCUGAAGAAUAUCCCCACAGCAUGAUGCUGCCACCACCAUGCUUCACCGUAGGGAUGGUGCCAGGUUUCCUCCAGACGUGACACUUGGCAUUCAGGCCAAAGAGUUCAAUCUUGGUUUCAUCAAACCAGAGAAUCAUGUUUCUCAUGGUCUGAGAGUCUUUAGGUGCCUUUUGGCAAACUCCAAGCGGGCUGUCAUGUGCCUUUUACUGAGGAGUGGCUUCCAUCUGGCCACUCUACCAUAAAGGCCUGAAUAGUGGAGUGCUGCAGAGACGGUUGUCCUUCUGGAAGGUUCUCCCAUCUCCACAGAGGAACUCUGAAGCUCUGUCAGAGUGACCAUCGAGUUCUUGGUCACCUCCCUGACCAAGGCCCUUCUCCCCCAAUUGCUUAGUUUGGCUGGGCGGCCAGAUCUAGGAAGAGUCUUGGUGGUUCCUAACUCCUUCCAUUUAAGAAUGAUGGAGGCCACUGUGUUCUUGGGGACCUUCAAUGCUGCAGAUAUUUUUUGGUAGCCUUCCCCAGAUCUGUACUUCGACACAAUACUAUCUCAGAGCUCUACGGACAAUUCCUUCGACCUCAUGGCUUGGUAGUUGCUCUGACAUGGACUGUCAACUGUGGGACCUUAUACAGACAGGCGUGUGCCUUUCCAAAUCAUGUCCAAUCCAUUGAAUUUGCCACAGGUGGACUCCAAUCAAGUUGUAAAAACAUCUCAAGGAUGAUGAAUGGAAGCAGGAUGCACCUGAGCUCAUUUUCGAGUCUCAUAGCAAAGGGUCUGAAUACUUAUGUAAAUAAGGUAUUUCAGUUUUUUAUUUUAAAUACAUUUGCAACAAUUUCUAAAAACCUGUUAUCGCUUUUACAUUAUGGGGUAUUGUGUGUAGAUUGAUGAAAAAAUAUAUACAGUAACAGUCAAAAGUUUGGACACACCUUUUCAAUAUUUUUUACUAUUUUCUACAUUGUAGAAUAAUAGUGAAGACAUCACAACUAUGAAAUAACACAUAUGGAAUCAUGUAGUAACCAAAAGAGUGUUAAACAAAUCAAAAUGUAUUUUAUAUUUGAGAUUCUUCAAAGUAGCCACCCUUUGCCUUGAUGACAGCUUUGCACACUCUUGGCAUUCUCUCAACCAGCUUCACCUGGAAUGCUUUUCCAACAGUCUUGAAGGAGUUCCCACAUAUGCUGAGCACUAGUUGGCUGCUUUUCCUUCACUCUGCGCGCCAAUUCAUCCCAAACCAUCUCAAUUGGGUUGAGGUCGGGUGAUUGUGGAGGCCAGGUAAUCUGAUGCAGCACUCCAUCACUCUCUUUCUUGGUCAAAUAGCCCUUACACAGCCUGGAGGUGUGAUAUGGGUCAUUGUCCUGUUGAAAAACAAAUGAUAGUCCCACUAAGAGCAAACCACAUGGGAUGGCGUAUCGCUGCAGAAUGCUGUGGUAGCCAUGCUGGUUAAGUGUAUCUUGAAUUCUAAAUACAUCACUGACAGUGUCACCAGCAAAGCACCCACACACCAUCACACCUCCUCCUCCAUGCGUCAUGGUACAUUGCCAGGACCAGUUGAUUCCAGGCUGUAAUGGAGUCUAUUGCCCCCUGCAGGAGUUCAAGCAGGCCCUCUCCAACUACUCACUGACCUCUGAAAUCUACGAGUCACUCUGCAAUCACACAGAGGGCGUGGCUGACCCCUGAGGCUUCUGCGACCCCCUUCUUACCUUUGACCCCCAGCUCUGCCCCAUGCACUCUCACUGUUACCAGCCACCAUGUUUACAUCCCACCAGAGACCUCCACUCUCCAGCCUAGCAUUAGCCUAUUACUAGCCAGUGUAUUACAACAGAGGUUUUCAAAGUGUUGUCUUAAUGUUCACUGAAGGGAGGCCCACUGUCUCAGACUUUGAAAACGGCUAUAUUUACAGUACAAACAGUCUAAACACACAAAUGUAGCUUCACUGUCAAAGUGCAUAACUGACUUUGAACCACAUCCUGUGUGUUACUGUGUAACACCCUGGCUCUGGGACUCUAUAUGUUGAGCCAGGGUGUGUUCUUUCUAUGUGGUGUAUUUCUAUGUUGGGAGUUCUAGUUUGUUUAUUUCUAUGUUGGCCUGAGUGACUCCCAAUCAGAGGCAACGAGUGUCAGCUGUGGCUGGUUGUCUCUGAUUGGGAGCCAUAUUUAUACUGUCUGUUUUUCCCUUUGUGUUUGUGGGUUCCUGUUCCGUGUUGGUCUAUGUUACCUAGGACGUUACGAGUCAUUUGUUGUUUUUGUUUACUGUCCGUGUUUAUCGCUAAUGAUAAAUAAACAUGUUCGUUCAUCACGCUGCGCCUUGGUCUUCCUCUCUUAACGACGAUCGUGACAGAAGAACCCACCAUACAAGGACCAAGCAGCGUGUCCAGGAGCAGGCAGACUGGACAUGGGAGGAAGCGCCGGGAAAGGAGAUGGAGAGGUUGGCGAUGGCCCAGGUGGGCAAAUCGUGGUCCUGGGAGGACAUGCUUGGGGGCAAAGGGCCAUGGGCUAGGAUUAAGGCCCUGGCGAGAGAGGAGCAGCGGCGUCAGCAGUGUCAUCGUCGGACGGACGAGAGGCAACCCCAAAACAUUUUUAGGGGGGGGCACACGGCAUGGGCGGCUGGGCAGCAGGAGGCUGCCACAGGGCGAUUUGGAGAGGAGGCCACCGGGUUUGGGGGGCCAGAAGGCAGGUUGGCGGAGCCUGGAUGGAGAGCGGAACCAACUUCCCGUACUCAGGCAUGGCAGCAUGGGACUGGGCAGGUUCCGCGGUAUGCGGAGCGGCGUUCUGUGCCACGAGUGGUCCGGCAUAGUCCUGUACGUCCUGUGCGAGCACCCCGCACGUGUCGUGCGAAGGUGGGUAUGCAGCCAGGACGGAGUGUGCCGGCUCGAACCUCGUGGUCUCCAAUGCCUCUCCGCGGUCCCGGAUAUCCUGCGCCAGUGUCACGUGCUGUUAUGCCAGUACGGGUACACAGCCCUGUACGUCCUGUGCUGAUGCCUCACACAGAGUGUGUGAAGGUAGGCAUUCAGCCAGGAUGGGUUGUGGCAGCUCUUCACUCCAGGUCUCCUAUCCGUCUCCACAGCCCGGCCCGGCCUGUCCCUGCUCCUCGCACCAAGCCUACGGUGUGCGUCGCCAGCCCGGUCCGGCCUGUCCCUGCUCCUCGCACCAAGCCUACGGUGUGCGUCGCCAGCCCGGUCUGGCCUGUCCCUGCUCCUCGCACCAAGCCUACGGUGUGCGUCGCCAGCCCGGUCCGGCCUGUCCCUGCUCCUCGCACCAAGCCUACGGUGUGCGUCGCCAGCCCGGUCCGGCCUGUUCCUGCUCCUCGCACCAAGCCUACGGUGUGCGUCGCCAGCCCGGUCCGGCCUGUCCCUGCUCCUCGCACCAAGCCUACGGUGUGCGUCGCCAGCCCGGUCCGGCCUGUUCCUACUCCACGCACCAAGCCAGGGGUGCGCAUCGUCAGCCCAGUCCGGCCCGUUCCUACUCCACGCACCAAGUCAGGGGUGCGAGUCGUCAGCCCGGUCCGGCCCGUUCCGGCUCCACGCACCAAGCCAGGGGUGCGCAUCGUCAGCCCGGUCCGGCCCGUUCCUACUCCACGCACCAAGCCAGGGGUGCGCAUCGUCAGCCCGGUUCGGCCCGUUCCUACUCCACGCACCAAGCCAGGGGUGCGAGUCGUCAGCCCGGUCCGGCCCGUUCCGGCUCCACGCACCAAGCCAGGGGUGCGCGUCGUCAGUCCAGCACAACCCGUGCCUGGGUCACCGGUGCCUGGUAAGGUACCGGUCAACUGCUCCACAACGGAGCUGAAGCUAACCGCUCCUGCUACGUCCAGUUCAGCUCCAGCCAGCGGGGCCAGACCGGACCAGGGGCGCUAUGGGGGGAUUAUUGGAGGGUGGUGGGCAAGGCCGGAGCCAGAACCGCCGCCGAGGAGGAAUGCCCAACCAGCCCUCCCCUGUUUUGCUCUAGUUGAGGCGCGGUCGCAGUCCGCGCCUUUAGGGGGGGGGGGGUACUGUAACACCCUGGCUCUGGGACUCUAUAUGUUGAGCCAGGGUGUGUUCUUUCUAUGUGGUGUAUUUCUAUGUUGGGAGUUCUAGUUUGUUUAUUUCUAUGUUGGCCUGAGUGACUCCCAAUCAGAGGCAACGAGUGUCAGCUGUGUCUGGUUGUCUCUGAUUGGGAGCCAUAUUUAUACUGUCUGUUUUUCCCUUUGUAUUUGUGGGUUCCUGUUCCGUGUUGGUCUAUGUUACCUAGGACGUUACGAGUCGUUUGUUGUUUUUGUUUACUGUCCGUGUUUAUCGCUAAUGAUAAAUAAACAUUUUCGUUCAUCACGCUGCGCCUUGGUCCUCCUCUCUUAACGACGAUCGUGACAUACUGCUCCUACUGGUUAAGAUGGAGACAGUUUUACUUACAGAGAUCUUAAUUAUUGAAAUAAUCUGGUGAUAUAAUCUGCCUAAAAAAUAAGUAUGUUACCAAUUAUAUUCAUAUUUAGUAUGGAAAAUGUUUGCACUCACUAACUGUAAAUCGCUCUGGAUAAGAGCAUCUGCUAAAUGACUAAAAUGUAAAUGUAAUGGUGGAAACCACACAUGCAGAUAUCAUCCGUUCACCUACUCUGCGUCUCACAAAGACACGGCGGUUGGAACCAAAACUCUCCAAUUUGGACUCAUCAGAUCAAAGGACAGAUUUCCACCGGUCUAAUGUCCAUUGUUCGUGUUUCUUGGCCCAAGCAAGUCUCUUCUUAUUAUUGGUGUCCUUUAGUAGUGGUUUCUUUGCAGCAAUUCGACCAUGAAGGCCUGAUUCACGCAGUCUCCUCUGAACAGUUGAUGUUGAGAUGUGUCUGUUACUUGCAUUUAUUUGGGCUGCAAUUUCUGAGGCUGGUAACUCUAAUGAACUUAUCCUCUGCAGCAGAGGUGACUCUGGGUUUUCCUUUCCUGUGGCGGUCCUCAUGAGAGCCAGUUUUGUCAUAGCGCUUGAUGGUUUUUACGACUGCUCUUGAAGAAACUUUCAAAGUUCUUGAAAUCUUCCGUAUUGACUGACCUUCAUUUCAAGUAAUGAUGGACUGUCGUUUCUCUUUGCUUAUUUGAGCUGUUCUUGUCAUUGCAUGGACUUGGUCUUUUACCAAAUAGGACUAUCUUCUGUUUACCAACCCUACCUUGUCACAACACAAUUGAUUGGAUCAAACGCAUUAAGAAGGAAAGAAAUUCCACAAAUUAACUUUUAAAAAGGCACACCUGUUAAUUGAAAUGCAUUCCAGGUGACUACCUCAUGAAGCUGGUUGAGAGAAUGCCAAGAGUGUGCCAAGCUGUCAUCAAGGAAAAGGGUGGCUACUUUGAAGAUUCUCAAAUAUAAAAUACAUUUUGAUUUGUUUAACACUUUUUUGUUUACUACAUUCUUCCAUAUGUGUUAUUUCAUAAUUUUGAUGUCUUCACUAUUAUUCUACAAUGUAGAAAAUAGUCAAAAUAAAGAAAACCCCUUGAAUGAGUAGGUGUGUCCAAACUUCUGACUGGUACUGUAUAUUUGAUCAAUUUUGGAAUAAGGCUCUAACGUAACAAAAUGUGUAAAAAGUCAAGGGGUCUGAAUACUUUCCGAAUGCACUGUAUAUCUGAGAGAUAUAAGAAUGAUCAUGUAUUUAACCCAUUAUUUUUGGCACUAAACAAUCUCCAUAUAUACACUAGAUGGCCAAAAGUAUGUGAACACCUGCUCGUCGAACAUCUCAUUCCAAAAUUAUGGGCAUUAAUAUGGAUUUGGUCCCCCCUUUGCUGCUAUAACAGCCUCCACUCUUCUGGGAAGGCUUUCCACUAGAUGUUGGAACAUUGUUCGUGGGACUUGCUUCCAUUCAGCCACAAGAGCAUUAGUGAGUUCGGACUCUGAUGUUGGGCGAUUAAGCCUGGCUCACAGUUGGCAUUCCAAUUCAUCUCAAAGGUGUUCGAUAGGGUUGAGGUCAGGACUCUGUGCAGGCCAGUCAAGUUCUUCCACACCGAUCUCUUCAAACCAUUUCUGUAUGGACCUCGCUUUGUGCACGGGAGCAUUGUCAUGCUGAAACAGGAAAGGGCCUUCCCCAAGCUGUUGCUUCAAAGUUGGAAGCAUAGAAUCGUCUAGAAUGUCAUUGUAUGCUGUAGCGUUAAGAUUUCCCUUCACUGGAACUAAGAGGCCUAGACCAAACCAUGAAAAACAGCACCAGACCAUUAUUCCUCCUCCACCAAACUUUACAGUUAGCACUAUGCAUUCAGGCAGGUAGCGUUCUCCUGGCAUCCGCCAGAUGGUGAAGCAUGACUAAUCACUCCAGAGAAUGCCUUUCCACUGCUCCAGAGUCCAAUGGCGGCGAGCUUUACACCACUUCAGUCGGCGCUUGGCAUUGCGUAUGGUAAUCUUAUGUGCGGCUGCUCCGCCAUACAAACCCAUUUCAUGAAGCUCCCAAUGAACAGUUAUUGUGCUGAAGUUGCUUCCAGAGGCAGUUUGGAACUCGGUAGUGAGUGUUUCAACUGAGGAAAGACGAUUUUUAUGCGCUACCUGCUUCAGCACUCGGUGGUCCCGUUCUGUUAGCUUGUGUGGCCAACCACUUCGUAGGCUACAUGUCCAGUUUUACCAUUAAAAGCCUAGUUAGCCUAGUUUUACCAUUAAAAAAUGAACAAAAAAUAUUUAGGAUUUCCCUUAGCCAUUGUCUGCAUAUGUAAUAUAUGCUCAUACCCAGCUCUCACUUUGUUUGUUCACCACUAUUGUAUCAAACACACCGGACUUAGCACCUCAGGUUUCCCUCCCUGUCUCACAUGUGCAGCCCCUCAGACAGGAUAA